This is a messenger RNA of Xyrichtys novacula (pearly razorfish), 51362 nucleotides long. The record is from the annotation of a GenBank genome assembly. NCBI's taxonomy places the organism in Eukaryota, Metazoa, Chordata, Actinopteri, Labriformes, Labridae.
AGCUCGUAGUCUGUCAGCGCUCGAGCCAUACAGCAGGCAGCAGCAGCACACCCCUGAGCCGGUCAGUAGCCUUCAUAUCCCCUUUUACUCUGCUCCAGCGCCUGCACUCCAGCUCCUGCUGCACUGCGCGCCAGGACUCUUAUUACUCCUUGGACCUUGGAUUUUCAUGCUUUAUUCCCUCAUAGGAUUUAAAAUCAAAUACAACCAGGUUUUUUUUAUUUAUAGCAGCGGGACAGACUCGACGACAACGGGGCAUAGAGCGGAGAUAAGAAGAGUGAGGCUGCAGCACCUUCCAUAACCUAAGACAUCGGUCAUUUUUAAGCACGAGUGGACACUACUUUGGAUUACUUUUGCAUUCAGUUUCUGCCUGAAAUAGAACUAGAGUAAUUUCCCACCUGGCUCUCUGUAUAUAUCGCUCUCUUUUAAGGGGAUAAUUCAAGCCUCACUGUUGCGCUGAGCGGGCGCCGAGCACUUCUGUGCGCUUUGUGCAGAUCACAGCCACGGAAAUAAAAGCAGUUAGACCUGAAGGAGAGAAAGAAUAUUAAGGAUUUGAGGAAGUGUUGAUUCUUUUAUCUGAGCUUUGCGCGUCUUGAACUCGGAAAAAAAAACCUGCAGCCUGGAUCAGGAUGCCUCACAGCUGAAACCAUUAGUCCGGGACUCUUGUGUUUACAUUUUAUCGCACGGACUUCCAUCUCCACCCUGGACCAGGAAAGGACCUGAAUUAUGAUCAUGAGUCCUGGCGGUGCGAUGUUGAUCCUGCUUCCGGUGUUAUGCCUGCUCCCUGGAGCCUCCCGGGCAGCGACUCUGGCCGGACUGGGAGGUGAGUGCAACAACGACAACAAAACUCCAGUGGGCAACAGUAGCGGUGAUUUGAGUGCUUCCUGAGUGGAUUUCUCAUUUUUGCAACUUUGAUCACGCUUACAUGCUGUGUUUUGAAUUAAGGUUGAGUAUUACUCUAUUAUAUGCUAAAUGAGAGGGGUAAAGGUGACUUCCUCAUUGAUAAUGAUGAUGACAGUGAUCACAACAAUGUCAUGUGUAGGGCCAGACCAUUACGCAAAUGUUGCCAUGUGUCAACUGAAAUAUCUCCCCCUGACACCUCUAUAAGUAUCUAAGUAUGGCAGGUAUGAACCAACAUAGAUUCACCCACACCUGGACUCUUCCUGCAUCCUCAGUCUGUGCUCCACGCUGCUGUUUUGCGCACGCGGGGCGCGGUGCCAAAGAGCUGCCUUCUGCCUUUAUUAUGGCUUGAUAAAUGGUCAUGCUGGCGAAGCAAGGAGGUGCCAGACUCUUUCUGCUUCACGGCAAGAACUUGUGCAGACUGUGAAGAAGCACCAUGCCUGCUGUUUCAUCUAGACAAGUAGUGGUUUCCUCAAAUCCACUUACUGUUUGUUGGGAAAUUGCCUUUUCAUUUGUCCUGAUCCUGGAGCCAGAGGUGGGGAUCAGUGUCUCUGUAAAGGCUGGCAGGGAUUCAGAUUUAUCAGAGAGGGCUCUUUGGCUCGCUGAACAGCCCAGACUCUUCUUGAAAAGUGGAUUGGGCGUCUCGCUCACUACUAUACUCAAAAAUGUUGAGUGGAGAAAUAAUGAAGGGUGAGAGAGAGGACCAGACACAGAUCGGGAUAAGAGCGAAUAGAAGAGAAGCUCAGCUCUCUAACAAGCAGCCUUUGUGCUGGGACUGUUGGGGUCAGCAGCACGGACACGCCAGCCUUCCUGUUUCCUGGAAACUGACUGACACUUAAACUGGAAAACAUAAAAUGAGAGGGGACAUCCAUCACAAAAUAAAAGAUUAUUGGGUUUCAGUCAAAGAGGGCUUUUGUUGUGACCCUUGGGAUAUUGGAUUGCAUCUGCACGAGUGUGACAGUAUGAAUAUGUCCUUCUUUGUAAUCUAGUAUAUUCUAAAUCUGACCCUAAUGCUUUCUUCAUAAUCCCACAUAGUCCCUCUUUUUUCAUCAUCUUUUUGUCUUAUUUUACUUCUCUACCCCUCGAUGGGGUUUACACCCAUAUCCAGAAAAAAUGUAGAGAUUGCGUCACUGAAUGUCCAUUGACCAUUAGCCCGCACCCCAGUCACCUGACUGUUUUAAUGGGCUUUGCUCAGACGUUGUUCUCUGCAUCAGAGCCUUAAUGUGCUCUAACCCUUUUGUUUUUUCAGCCUGUGAUCUACCUUCACCCUGUUUUCCAUGGAUCCAGACUCAUUUGUUUUUGUUUUUUUUUUCAUACAGUGUCUGUGAGUUAGCUCCUCAUCUGUGUGUGUUAUUAUGCAACUUUGGCCAGUGGUAUGCUGGCCCCACUACAAAUAGUUUGGAGAGAGUGCCAAUAAACAGAAAUGAGAAGAAGGAAAACACUCAGAUAGACACUGACACUAAGACACUGAGAUAACAGUCUGCUUGUUUAUGGGAGUCAGUUGUUUUCAGCAUUUUCUGUGGUUGAAAAUCCAUCAAUAUUUGUAGUCCUUGUUUGGAAAGAUAGAGAACAUGCUUAUCUCUUGCAGUAUUCAAAGCAGUUUCGAACCUUGUUGAGAUGUUUUUUCCUGAGUGUGCAAGAAGAAGAGACUCUUUUAUAAAGUGGUGAUGCCUGUGUGUAUAUUGGUGUGAGUAUGUUAAGCCAAGUUUGAUUAUAUGGUUAUUUAAUCUGCAAAAACAAAAGGAAAAUAGUUGAAAGGGAGAAAAAAUCUGUUGCAAAAGCUAAAGAAAAAGAAAUUCAUUUUGUUUUCAUGGGUGGACUUUCCUCGCUGAUGUAUAAUGAAUGGUCCCCUAAUUUUUAAAAAUACUUUCAUUUCAAAAAGUCAUUGAAGCCCUUGUGUUUUUUUUUUUCUACCACAUUAUUUGGGUUUGUUGGUCUUGCAAGAUUUAAUACCGAAUAGUUUGUCGCUAAUUAGACUGAUGUGGAAACACUGAAACUGUCUGGCUCAGGAUUUGGAAAGAAGUCGUAAAACUUCUCGGUUGAAAUUACUCAGCAUAAUGAAGUUACCACCCAAGUGCUGGAUUUUCACUUGAAGAGGUGGCAAACAAGCUCAUUUACUUUAUAAUUUUCUGUUCAUGAAUAGUUUAGCAUUUUGGCUCGGCAGCACAAUUACAAGGUGCACAUUUGUGUCACGAUGCUUUAGUUGUAAACAAGAUUUUAAGAUCAAAACAUGUGAGUGUCAAAAGGUUUCUGUACUGUAUGUAGAAACAAGAACUACUGUAUAACCAGAACACACUGUAUAUAAAUGUGGCUUAACAGUAGAGCUGCAUUGAUUGGACAUUUAUUCCAUAAUCGCUCAACAGGUUCUCUUGGGAAAUUUGAGCUGUUUUUAGCUUAAAUCUAAAGAUUCGCUGUCAGAUUUGGAACAAAAAAUAAUCACUUUGAGACCACACCAUUGGUCUUUUUGAUGUGCACCUGACUACUAUGACAUUAGGGGAUUUUUUUUGAUUCUGAAAAUACCAACAAGGUUGACUGAUUUGAGCUACAUGUCAGUGUGCUAGUCUGUUUUGACUGGAUCAGAAAAUGCUUAAGAAUGCUUGCCCCAGUUAGUUUCACUGGUCUAGCGGGGGAUUUAAUGCUCCUCACAUGAAACUCAUUAGGGUGUCGGCACACAGGGGAGGGCCAGGCUCCCAGCAGUGCACUGACAGCAUAAAUCAGGGCUAUUUACAUUGAAGUAGGGAGCUACGUCUAAUGCGAUCGGCUUGGAUAGUCAGAAUCUGUACAGGUAUUUAAGGUUUUAGUCUGUUAGGCCACCCAGUGUCCAUCUCCUGUACCACCAACUCAUCUGAGAAAUCAGUUUCCCUUUCUGCUCAAAAGGACAAUACUUGUUCUUUGUUUACAGCCAACAGGAGCUUUACUGAAUCUCUUCUCACCCCAGCAGAUUUCAGUGAGCAGGAGAUUUUAUUACUCUAUUGUAGUUUCCUGUUUUUAAGCCAACAUUUGCACUUGGCUUACAGUGAAGUAUGUUAGUGUGUGGGUGGAUGGAUGGGAGUCCCUUACAACAAAGACUAAACAAAGCAGGCUGGAGUACAGUAAGGCUCUUUUUUUACAGUAUGCUGUUGUGCGUUGGGAGGGUUAUGAGUGACUGUUAUCUGGUUGAGGUUUCUCAUGAAUUAAAACUGUUGCUUCACGAUAAAAAAACACUAAUAGUUGAACAAAGAGGUAUCCAUCAGUGCUGAAGGUUUGGCUAUCAAGCUGAUUGAAUUUCUUCUUUCUUCUAGAAAAACAAAAAACAGCGCUGUCACUGAAAGGUGUUUGUGAACUCAAAUUAGCUUUUUUUUUAAUGCAGAAAAUGAGCGUAACAGCCAUCUUUGGGGUUAUGUUGUUGAACAGAGUCCUUUUUGAUCCUCUAAAAGCAAACGAAGCCGUAAAAAUAUGAAUUUUUAACAUUGUUGUAUAGAAAUGAAGACACAUUUCUGGAGGAGGGUGUUCACUUUGGCUAGCUCUUUAUUUAUGUCAUGACUAUUUCUUUUUAAACACUGCCAUCAUCCGUAAAGAGAGUGAUACAUGCAACAUAUGGUAUUUUAUCCUGGAAUGCAGAUUAUCUCUGAGAUAAUAUUGGGCUUUCAGGAAAAUAGAUAUUUGUUUUGGAGAUUUUAUUUUCAUUUUUUUAGAAGUGUCUUGGGACAAGGCCAGGAGGAGUUCAACCACUAAACUGAGGAGCGGCUUUGCUUGUGACAGUAUAAGUGGACUACAGUAGAUUAUGUGUUUGGGUUGAAGCUGCAUUGUUGUUCUCACCAGGGAGUCUGAAGCGGAUAUCCAAAGACAAGAAAAAUAGACUUUCAUCCCUCUCAUUCCUACAUCUCAUUCUCUGUCGGUUUCUCACUUUGUCCUGUUAAGCCUUCAUCCCUCUUUUUCUUUUGAUUGUAGUCGAUGGGGCCUGGUGGAGUUGAGUGUUACCUUGGGAAUGGAGGGAGGCAGAGAUUCCUUUGGCACUUUUUUUUUAGUUAUGGCUGAUAAGCCUGAGCUGAGUGUACUGAAGCAUAACAAUGAGCUGUUUACUUUUUCCUCUGUUCCCUUAUCUCCUAUCAAUUCUGUCUUUUUUUUUUUUUUUUUUUUGUGCUAUCUUCAUUUUUUUCCCCUCUGAUAUCAAACCCUGGCAUCAAACUUAAAUGUGAAUUUCAGCCAAGACAAAAAAAAAAAUGUUCAACAAAAUCAAUGUAUCUCCUCAGUGUGAUUGAAACUGGACUUUUGAACUAAAUCCAACUCCUCAUAGUCAGACUACCGUACCUGUAAAAUGCUGUUGGAAAUCACUUUUCUCAGUCAUGUAUACGGCUCAAUCAAACUGAAGCUGUCCUAAGCGUUCUGCACAUGCUCCGGUUGGUUGAAUAGAAUGGAAGUGUUGCUGGAAGCAGGUUGAAAAAUAGAACCUUGACAGGCUAGGAUAGGAUGUUGAAAAGACAAAACUUUACAAGCAAAUGGCACAGAGCUGCGUGCCACUCGCUUGGUGCCAAGUGACAGUUUAUUAAUCGAAUGCUGCUUAGUGCGGCUUUCUAAGCAGAAAACGAUUUACUCUUUUUGUAUAAAUAAUGAGUGAAGAAAAGUUAAGGAACAUGACAGAGGAGAAAUUGAAUGAAUAAAGGGAGGAAGAGAGGGGGAGUUUUUCUGCUGUCAUCGACUACAUUUUCUCCUUCAUCCAAAAUUGUUUGCAAAGUUCAGAAGCUUCUCAUGCAUGUUUAUUCAUAAUGCACUCCCUGUGCAAUAAUGAGUACAAUAUACUCUCUCUGAUUUUGGGAAUCGCAUUACUGCUGAACAUGUGAGCAGAGCUGUUCUUGCACUCCCCUGCAUUGUUUGUGGUCAGCCCACACAGACACUCUUGUGAGUGGAGCUUUUCAGAGUAAAGGUCAGAUGUCAAAGGCCAUACACACUCACACUCACACAGCCGACGUAAGCCAUUUUUUAAUGUUACAUUCCCAGGAUGAAUUCACGAUUGGAGUUCUCAGUGAUGUUCAGACCUUAAUCUGCACCUCUUGUUCUGAUUUGCUCAUCUCAACCUCCUGCUAAACACUGCUGACAGUUUAAGCAUAAAGCACACUGCUUACCACAGGGUGAAGUCUCCCUCUCAUCCUCCAUACGUUAAAUCCUCUGUACAGGUUUGUUUCCACGCCCUUGUUCACAACAAUCUUGCAGAUGUUGCUAUUUCAUAACUUGCACCCUUUUAAAAGGUUAGUGUCUUGACUGAUGAGUUAAAGUCUAGAAGCUAAUGCAGCAUUCCAAUUACCUUGGAAGUUGGAUGUCGCAGCUGGGAAUGACGCUACACUGGAGUUGAUGGUGUUCCAGUAAACAAGUCGGAAAACUAAGAUGGACGCCUACUGCUAGCCGUUAUUAGCUGUUUUUUUUUUUUUUUUUUUUUUAAAUUAUUAUUAUUGACACAUAUUAACAGUACAAAUACAAACCAAAGGACAAAAGGUAGACACAAAACAAUAUUAUAGGCAUCAAUUCAAACAAAAAACUAAAAAGAAAAGAAAAUGCUCGAGGUUAUAAAUCAUUAAUGUAUUCAUCACAUAUUCUUUUAGUUUUGAUAGCUUUAGUGUUUUUACAAUGUUUUAUAGUUUCUAGAUAAGAAGAUAGUACAGCUUUAAGAACAAUAACAUUUGGACGAUGGUUUGCAAAUUUGGCAUAAUGAAUAUGAUAUUUGGCAAGAAGUAAAAGAAGAUUCACAAUAUAUAAUUUGUUUACAAAUGUCAGCUGUAGUUAGCCGUUGUCAGUUGUUGUUAGCAGUUGUUUGUUGUUGUUAGUUGUUGUUAGCUGUACCAGUUGUAACAACGCAUGACACGGUAUUUUACCCUUACAAACACCAUAGCACCGUGUUCACAGUUAGACGUUGGGCAGUACAACAUAUACCACAAAAACAAAAUGCUGCCAUCUUGGAUUAUGACGUUGUCGUCAAGUCGGCGUUGGUGAGGAUCGUCUGACUUUCCGAGUCAGACAUCUGAACUCAGGGGGGCGUUCCCAGAUGAAUUUCCGACUCUGAGGUCUGAAAUCCCAAUUUACAAGUACAACUGGAACGCAGCAUAAGUGAUGAGUGCAACAGUUUGAUGUGUAAUACCUAUUGCUGGCCUUGGUAGAAGUCAUUGCGAUGCAUGGCUCAGGCAUAUACUCUCAUGAAGUCACUGGUGUUCAGUCCUGCUUCUGCUCUAAUUUCCUUUACUUCAAGCACUGUUGCAUGAAAAUCUCAUUUGAUAGAAAGCAAGUUAAAAGAAUUAAAAUGCAAAGAGAGCAGUUAAAAAAUUCAGUGAAAGACACAGGGGGACACAGUUGAGCUGAAGAGUUUUCUCUCUUUUCCACCCCUUGUUCUAUUUAAUUACAAGUUCAAGUGAACCUUUUAAUCAAACCUGAAAAAGCCUCAGGGACAUCGUGAAUAAGACAGCCUCCAACUAAUGGGAUAGGAUUUAAACUGAAUCUAAGAACGGCCAUGCUGUUUAAUACUGCUGCACCAUAAUCAGUCAUUUCAUUCAAUAUUGAUUCUACUGUUCACAAACUCAAGGUGAAGUGAAGGAUAACACGAAAAAGAGGACACUGAUUAAUUUUGAUGUUUGGUGUAAUGACCUGAGAAAAGAAGGCUGAGGAGGCGAAGGAAACAAAACAGUUGUGAUAAGAAGUGAACAAAAGAGACAGAGGCGACUGGGUAUGAUAGGAGACUGAGAGAAAGACGGUGUAAUUGGUCCAUCUCAUCUCGCACAACAUCUACCAGACGAACACAUGAGGCCCUGGUUUUAGAUAGGGUCAGAGGUCACACAGGGUCACCUUUUUCUCAAUCUGCCAAUGACAGCAUCCAUUGAAUCUGUUAGCUUUUUGUUGGCCAUUCAAACAGACACACACCGCAGACACAACGGGAACGUCCUCAGAGAUUUGGUGACUGUUUACUUCUUCUUAUUGGAAGUCUUGAACCUACAAAAGUCCUCAAUCGAUUGUCCAAUCGAUCUGUCUGCUGCAUGUGUGAGCAUUGGCAUGCAUGUGGGGUGGUGAAGUGUUUAGCGAAAAGACUGAAAUAAUGUUUUUAUGUCAUUCCUUAAAUCUCUUUCAGAGUUUGUCAUGAAACUGUUUGUCGCGUUGGCAUAAAAAUAUUUAUGGAUUUGAUUUAAUCAGUUUUCAACAAUUGAGAAGUUGGUUUUGUAAGUUGUUUUGUUAUUAUUCUCGGCUAUUGUUUAAAUGUGUAUUGCUGUUUUUGCAAGACCAGUUUUGAGGCAAAGGGAGGAGUAGAAUGGGAAAAGGAAACACACUCACACUUGAACACACAAACACAAGAACACACAGCUUUCUCUUUCUCCUAGACUACUACACUUUCUUGGCUCUUCCCUUCCACACAAACACAAAUAAGCACUUUGUGAACCAGCCACACUUUUUUGUCCAUUGAUCUUAAAAUUGCAUUUUCGUUUCCACCUGAAGCUACUACAAUCACCCACAGCAUGUUCCUGUCUCACUGUUUGUGUUGGAAGAGACGGUUGAAAAAGCUGGACACCUCUUUUUGCAGUGAAACUCCUCACACUAAAGCUGCUCUGACCGGCAUGAACAGUCAGCUUAUUCCACAUUUGCGCCUGUCGGCAUUUUUCACUUUUAGUGACAGUUGGAAGCUGGGAGAAGCCAAAGAGUGCUGACUGCUGAGUGUGAGUGCUGAGGAGAUCUCUUGUAAUCUCCAGUGCCAGGAUUAGUAUUUGUGCUUUGUAAUGUGUCCUUAUUAGAGUACAUUAAACAAUCAGUUUGAUGCUCCAUGGAGUGCGUUUAAGACCAGCGAGCAUCAAGCUUCUUCCUGCACCGUCCUCCACGUCUUUAAAUAUGUCAUUAACCAGGUAAUAACACUGAAAAACACGAGAUAAUUACAAACACUCAGCUGCUGAACUUUCACAGCACAACUGUACCAUCAGGUUGAACUGGCCUGCAGAUGUAAACAGGACACCCUUUGGUCUAACCGGUUCCUAGAGAAAACAGCAGCUCACCACGGAUGGUGUUAUGCGAAUUCAGAGCAGGAUGAAAAUGGAAGACAAGUGUGUGUUUUCAUGUAGAAUUGCACACAGCGCAGGAGCUUUGGCAUGUCAUGGAGAGUGAGGUACAACUCCUACCAUGACCAUGGUAACAAGAUAGGUAUUCAAGAUAUUUGAUUACAAUUAUUAUAAUUAUUAUUUUGGUGACCUGUGUAACACUGCCAUGGUGAACUUUUUUUUAUUGUUGCAAAAGGAAACAGAACACCUAGACUAGGCUGUGACAACAGACAACACAUGCCAAUGAGAUUACCUUUUGAUUACCAGUAGAUUUAUCUUGGCCUUUAUUGGUGUCUGUUGUAAUUGCAAAUGUUAUGUCAUCAUAAUUCUUGUUUUAGUUAUGAUUUUAACAUGUACAAUAAUCCUGUUUGGACUUUUAUCAUUUUUAUCUAUAUGAAUGUUUACUGUCAGGAAGAGUAGCUGUUACUUAGGAAGUAGCUAUUGGGGAUCCAAAUAAAUAGAAUAAAAAAUAAAAAAAAAUAAACACACCUGGUCAAACAGUGGGUGCAACAAAAACACUAGCAUAUGCAGCACAUAAACAAAAAGGAAAAAAUGUUGACUGUCCAAGACGUGCACAGGUUUUCUGUGUGUGUGUUUGUGUUUGUGCCUUUUGGCAUUAGUGUUUGGCACACAACCAUUAGACUGCUUUCAUCCUCAGACACACACCUACACAAGUAUACACACAGUCACACAAAGACAUCUUUACAGUCAGGGCUGCUUCCUCCCAUGUCUUUUGACUGAUAGUAUCUUAAGCUGCACUAAUAGUUUUUUCAUUAUGUUUUUUAAUCACAGUGAGGCUGUGCGUGUGUGUGUUUGUGGGUUUGUCUUGAUGGUCUGAUUCAAAGGCCGAUCAUGACAGUGUUGUUUUCUUGUUUUCUCUCCUCGUAUGUUGUUUUUUUUAACGACUUGUUGAUCUGAAGUGCUUCCCCUUUUGUUUUUCUUAUACCCAAAAUUGUGUUUGGAGUCCCGCUUUAAAUGAAGUUUGUGUGUGUGGUGUGUGUCUGUGAGUGCCAGUGUGGGCUGUCAAAGAAAGGAGAAGAACACCAAGAACCUUAAUGGCAGGAAACAGGCUUGGGCAGGACACAAAGGAAAUACUGUCAGCAGUCCCCCUCAAUCUCUCUCUCUCUCUCUCUCUCUCUCUCUCUCUCUCUCUCUCUCUCUCUCUCUCUCUCUCUCUCUCUCUCUCUCUCUCUCUCACACACACACACACACACACACACACACACACACACACACACACACACACACACACACACACACACACACACAAACAAACAAGCAAAUGCACAUGUAGGUUAAUAUUCAUACCCCCUCUUGCAGUGUGUGCACACAUUAAUGCACACUCAUCAUGUUCCUUGUUAAACCUUUGUUUGAUCAUUUAGCAAGUUGAAUUCAAAUUUCUGAAAUGCUUCAUUUGCUGCAUGUAAAACAGGAGUUUUUGAUUUCACAUAUAUGUACAUGAGUGUAAGUGUACAAAUCUCUCAUUAAAUUACCCCCUCUGUCUCUCUCUGCUGUCUCCUCUCAAUCCCCGCUCACCGCCCCUUGGCCCCCUUCCCUGCUGCCUUUAUUGUGGUUUCCUUUAAUUGGAGUCUGAGGUGGUGGUAAUUAAAGGGAGGGUUGGAGGUAAGGGGGGUUUAGGGUUUUGAUGGAGGACUGCAGAGCAGAUGAGAGAGGGGACACACCUUUUCAAGGGGAGCAGUUUAAAGAUGCUUCCUCAAACAAUCCUAUGAGUGCAGAGAUAUUAACACAAGUGAUGUGUGUAUAUGGUUAAAUGUUGUCACCCUCACUGAUAGGACUGGGCGAUAUGGCCUCAAAUCAAUAUCACGAUAUAUUGAGCAGUUCACUUUGAUAACUGCUCCACAAGCUGCUCACCCCCUCCCACAUUAACUUCGUCUACUCCAGCCGCUACAACUUUUGAACCGUCCUCCAUCUCCUCACCUGUUUUUCCCUCUUUGACUGGAUGGGGUGGAGUCACCUGUAUCAAUGUAAAAAGUUAUUUCUGAGUUAUUUUUAUUACUGUACCAUUUAAAUCAUGAUAAUGUCUCGGCUUUAGUGCAUCCACCUGCCAAUAACAGGGACUUUGGUGGCUUUGGUUAGAGACGACCGCCAUAAGGCUGUAAUGCUCGACUGUCUAGAUUCAAACAACCACAAAUGACAGCUGGUAUCUUGGCACAGUUGAGUAGUAUUUAAAUGUAGAAAAUGUAGAUAAAGUUGUAAGUAACUGGACCAGAGAAAUGUGUUGAUAACAAUCCUGCAGUGUUGCUGAUGUUGACGAAUGAUAAGAUGUUUUUUGCACGUUUUGCUCAAGUUUCACACAUCCUCUAAAUUGUUAUAUCAAUCAAAUGGUCCAGUUGAGUUUCAGAGGCCUUAGUAAGAUGCUUAUCUUUUUAGUCUGACAAAUAGGGAUGCAUUUUGGUAUUUUAUAUUGUUUUGACUCAAAAAUAGGAUUUUCUUUUGACAAAAUUUAAGACCAAUUUUGGCUAAAGCGCAAAUCUACAAAGAAAACCACACAGUGAGUUUAUGUCCCCAAGGCCUGUAUACUCUGUGAAUGAAGCACCAAAAUCCUCACAGUUUCAUCAUGGUGUAUUAUUCUCAUUUUGGUGCAUCCUUUUUUUGUCUUGGGACAGCUGCUCGAGCAUUUCCCCUGACUCUAAUUCUCUUCAUGUUUGUUUUUUUUUCAUAAUUUCCUUUGUUGCAUUCACAAAAAAACUUUCAUUCUAACAUAAUGGGAAAGUCUGUGUCUGUAUAUGUCUGCUUUACUGCGUGUAGUGAGGGUGAAACGCUGAAGGCCUGAGCAUUUUGCUCUCUUUGAGGGAGAACCUGUGUUAAAUGAGAUACAGUAGCUGCCCCUCCUUUCUCUUGUGUCCCCCCUGUCUGGGACACACACACACACACACACACACACACACACACACACACACACACACACACACACACACACACACACACACACACACACACACACACACACACACACACACACACACACACACACACACACUGAAGCACAUACACACAACAUUGUUGAAAGCCAGCCAUGCUAUAAGAGUACAUUAAUGCUGAUCCACAUUAUCAUAAUUGAGGUGUCUGCUGUGCCUCUAUGUGUAUAUUGUGUAUGCGUUUGAGAUUUUCCGUGUCCAGGGGGAAUAGAGAAAGCAAGAGAGAUGCUCUUUAGAGCCAGACAGAUGCUAUACUUUCAUCUUUUAGCUCAAUAUUACAGCAAAAGACAGGCUGUCUAAAAUGUGUGUUGUUGGUGUGAAUUCACAUUCAUAUGUGUAUUAUGUUUGUUUUUGUACCCGUUGGGCAGAGGGGCCUCCUGAAAGCAUCAUCUAUCUAACCACUGAUGGCAUUUUAGCAUGACAAAUGAUUAUACAGACGCACCAUACAUAGACGCAAUAGCACUGAAAUCAAAGAUUAACAAUCAAAAGAAAAGACAACAAAAAAAUGAAGUGCAUGUUGGGAUCUCUUGUUUGCCCUUUAUAGAAGAAAAAGACAGUCCACCCAUUUAUAAGAAUAAAAGUCUUAUAACAUGCACAUUCAGAGACACAAUGUGAAACCAGACCCUCGAGUUCUUACAGGAAUCUGAACCUGUCAUGAUUUAAAGUCUUGACUUUCCAAUAGGACAUCAUAUCAGUGUUCAGUUGAAUGGCCUCAUGGCAUCACAGUCUUGUGCAAUCUCAUCAGCUUAAGUGCUUUUACGUAACGGCCCCCUCUUCCAAAUGGGACAGAAAAGAAAUGAGCGUCCAGCUUGUGCAGAGCGGAAUGAAAUCAAGCAAGAUGAAAUGUCACCAGCACCGGUAAGAGGUUGUACACACAAAUGUGGAAAUUACGAGCACAUGCGUAAUCUUCAUCAUUUAAAUAAAUGAAAAUGUUUGCCUUAAUGUUAGAAGAAACAUAUUUUUAAAGGUCAUCUAAAAUGAGUAAAGAAAAUUAGUUUUUCAGAACGGCCAAAAACCAAAUAUCACAACUGCUAUCAUUACUAGAAUUUAAUCUCUUUCCUUUUAGCUGUAAAUUCAAUUAAGAAUUAAUCUGGUUGGCCUAAUGUUGAAAUGUGUUUUGUUAAAAAAAAUUACAUGCAUUUAUUUACCUUAUCUAACACAAACCAACGAACAAACAAACAAACAAAUGAACUAUUAAUAAAAGAAGGUGACCUUUCUUAGCUUGUUUGAAAUAAAAAUGUGAGUACCAUAGGUUGUUUUUUGAUAGUAUCUUAAUCAUGUUUAAUCUUUAAAAAAUCAAAUUAUCAUAAGGAUGAAAGUACAUAAAGUAUAUUUGUCUGUCGUGCUGUUAAGGCAACAUUAUCUGCUUAAAAAUGAGGGGAAAACUGAUGGAUAAAAGAUGCAUCAAAUCAACAAGAGUGUGGUUUACUUUGAGCUGAUAACAUUGCUCCAAAUCAUUCUUGAAAUGUUACAGACAAAUGGUUGUUAAGAGGAAUUUCAGGAAGGCUUAUGCUAAUGGCUUAUCCUUCAAAAUUAAGUUCAUUCAGUCAGUGAACUAGCAUAAAUUGAAAGAACAGCAAUCUGUUAAUGGGAUAAUGUUUGUGUGUGUUUUUAUGUGCAUGUGUAUAUUAUUGUAGUGAGCCCGCCUAAUGCACUAUUUGGGAAUUGAAAGGGAGGACUUAAUACAUUAAAGACACUGAGAUGUCAUGUGGACUUAAACCAUGUAAACAUAUGGGUUUGGGUGAACCAUGGGGGGUCAGGAAGGAAGAGGAAAUAAGCUUUUCGUUUGGUAGCUAAUGUGAAUUACUUUGAUAAUGAGUUUAUCCAAGGCCUGGUAGGUGGCUACUUUAACAGCCAUUGGCAGGGUGUUAAUGUUCGGAUUAAAUUUGUCUCAGUGCAUCCAUGUGUGUCCUGUUCUUUGAAAAGCUCCUUGACACAUUUGACUUUGUUCUUCCAGGAUCUGCUCGGGGCGUAGGAAGUUAUACUUCAUCGGUGACCUAUUACACACAUUUCAGAAAACACAUGGCUGUUCAGUACAGAGGGUUCAUGGCUGUGCAGACUUGCUGAUUUAUUAUGAGGUUGGUUUUAUUUGUUUUCAGUGUUGAUUAACAGUAUUAAUGGCUUACUCCUGUGAGCUGUUAUGUUCAAACCUUCGCAAAUAAUCCUCUCAAUACACAAUAAACAGCUACUGUUUACUGUGUCGUGCUGUCUUACUGGAUUUUUAACAGCAAUACUGCCCUUAGUUUAACCCAGGUUUUAACCCCGUUUCAACGGGGAAAGCACUUCAUGAAAUAAAAUCAGUUCAGUGGAGACCAGGCCUUGAAUGUGAGCAAACUAAUAUACCUACAAAUCGAAAAAUACCAAAAUGACUGUGAGAGUCACACUUUGAUUCAAGGUUAGAAAGAAUGAGCAUGUUUCUGCUCAUGAGCUUGAUGAAAUAUUCAUGAAUCAGUGUGUAAAAACGCUGGAAGGAAGUGUUCCGUUUUUCUAAGUAUCACCUCAUCUUUCAGAGUCAUCCUUCUAAUGGAAAUAAAAUCAUACUCAAAUUUUGCGUCAUCCAUACUUGUCUUUUUCGCAUGCUUUCGUUGUGUUCAUCUAGUCUGAGCCUGCACAUUGUAAAAAGAGUGUCAGGCUGACUUUAACCAAGCAUGGUGCUUUUUUUGUCCCAAACAGAUGCGGGAAUGUUACACACAUGUGGAUAACAGAUGAGUAUAAAUGAAUGUAGUUUCAGCUCAGUCAGCCACAGUUCCACUUUGGAAAACUUAACAAGCUAGAUUGGUGGGGAGAAAUGUCUUGUUAACGGGCAGAAACCGCAGCAGAACCAGACUCAAGGUGAACACCCGUCUGCUGCAGUGAUGCUGGGUUUGGAAAGUAAGAUAGAGGGAGAUUUGGUUCAGUAAGUGGAAGAGGCAGCAUGAUGUUCAUUUAAAGCAUUGUAAGAACAUUCUGAAGUAGUUUGGACUACAUGUAAGUUUGUGUUAACACAGUGAAGUAUCUCAUAAUACUACCAACAUGACUGAAUCAUAGCCCUCAGCCUUUUGUGUCAAUAUUGAAUAAGGAGUUUUCAUUGAAAUUGAAAUGUAGGUGUGCAUUAAAAUGGGAAAAAAUGGAUUGGAGAAUAAAAUUAAAACAUAUAAAAAAUCACAAUGGAUUUUGUAGGGUCUUGGGUAAAUGGUCAACAAAUAAAUCUCAUAAAUUUUAUUUUUAAGCCAGAGUUAGUGGAGACCCACUGACAAGGGUAAACAUGAUCUGAAAUAGUUUUUUCUAAUAUAAUUCCACACUGCAGGAUAUUCAUGUCCUUGGGGUCAUAAAAGAUUGUGAUGACUGCUGAAUAAUUUAGAGAAACGUGCAUGUUAGUCUGCACUAAUUUCACUCUUUUUUUUUCAUCCCUUCAUCACCGCUGUUUCAGAUGGUUGUUAGAGUUAAAGAUCCAUAACACUCCAAUUUGAUCUCAGUGCACCAAAGUACAGAAAGUGUGUUACUUUGCCGUAGAGUGAGAUGACUGUAAAGGAAAACAUAUUUAUGUAUUUUAGCCUCAACUUUAAGAUAUUACAAACUACAGAUUGAACUAUACUGUGUUUUGUUGCCAGGCACAGGGAACAAGAAAGAGGGAGUUAAUGUAGUAGUCAAAUAUUUACUCCUGGCCAUUUAACUGUCUGUUAAUUUAGUAGAACACAUUAGAUAAGUUUUGUUUGUGUGCUAAAAUGUGUGUUUUUGUGUGUAUACCAUUUUAAGACCCAUGCCAACUUUAUUACACGUGUUUAAUACUGCCAACUUCAGCUGUAAUGUAGAAAGGAUUAAUAACAUCAUCCUCUUCUGGCUUGAUAAUGCAUACCCUUUACUGAGGGAAACAAGUUCAUGUUUUUUUUAACAGUUUCGUUGUUGUUGUUUUCUCUUCAUAAGAAUUAGUGUAUCUGCAUUUGUUGAUGACUUGUCAGCCAGCCUUUGUAAGACAUCAUUGCUGUCAGGCCUGGAUGCUAUCAACCUGUGGUGAAGACCUUAAUAAUAUGCUGUGCACUCAAAAAAAGCAGGUACAGUCUCUCAUAUCUAUGAAAAAAAACUAGUAUUAGCUCAAAUCAAACUUUAUUAUCAUUUCGAAAAGCUGUAAACUGCAGAAUGACAAAAAUGUGUCCCAGAGAUCUCUGACCACUAAUCAGGGUUAGCAACAACAAACGUGUAUACAUGUGAGGAUGACUCUAAUAUUAAGCUCCUUAAGAUGCAAGAAGUAGAGCUUACCUGAUAGAGUGUAACGUACACACACACACACACACACACACACACACACAGACAACAACAAUGAACGUGUGUGUACACCUGUCUGUUAUGCAAAGGUAGUCCUAAAGAACUGGGUGGUGCAGCUGUGCUGGAAUUCACUCUGCUUUUGUUUUGGGUCGCUCAUCUUUGAAUAAGAAUCACUCAUUGUUUCUCUGCAUGUUUGUGUGUUGUGCACGUGUUUGUCUACACAUCUACCAUUUGUUAUGAGAGCAGGGAGUCCAAUAGAUUAAAAUAGUUGUUUGAUUAUUCUUAGUGUAUUAGUGUAUUAUUCUUGUAUUUAACAUUUGUUUUUAAAAUCAAUCUUGAGGAGAACAUUUGAAAAUUUUAAAAGCUGUCAAAUCAAACAGCAUAAUACAAUAAUUUUCUGUAUUUUGGUCACCAACUAUCAAAUUUAAGGGAUUUUGGUAGUAUUUGUUUAAUCCUAAAGUUGACAAACUUAUAUUUAAAACAGUAUUGAACAAUGUAUUUCAAAAUUUUUGCCCAGUACAUGUAAACUGGAACAAGCGUUAAAUUGCCUAAUCAAGAUAUAAUGACAGCUUGCCUUAGCUGGGCUUGUAAACGGGCUGACUGAGCCACAAAAGCCAGUUUUUAGAGCAAAAAUUCACAUUUACAGCCAAAAAAGUUUUGGGCUGAUUAGCUUCAAACUUUUUUUUACCUGUUUCCUAUGACAUUAUUCAGGAUACAUAAUUGGCAAAUCAGAGGCAGAGCUGACUUGACUGACAGGCACACACACUGUAGUCACUUGUGAGGAGGCUAAUGCUGCAUUCCAGUUGUACUCGGAAGACAGGAUUUCCAAGCUCCAAGUCAGAAAAUCUUGGAUUUCCGACUUGUUUACUGGAACGCCAUCAACUCUGAGUUAUCUCAUCCCCAGCUCCGACGUCCCACUUCCAAGGUAACUGGAACGCAGCGUAAAACCCGCCCCUGGUAGGUUGAGUCAGCAAUUCUAAUAUGGCGACUGCAGCAGAUUGUUUUCAAAACUACACUUUAGAAACAAAUGGAUGACUUCACCGAUGCUAAACUCAGUCAUACAAAUUAUGCGAAGAACUACGAGGAAUCAAGACUUAAAAAGCUUUGGCUUUUUUUAAUUGAGUAUAUUUGGGAUCUCGUUGUUGUGGGAUGCUCAGAAUGGAAGCACAAACCCACAGAGCUGAGAGAGAAAGACAUGUAUUAUUUUCUCAUCACCAACAGAAAAUUAAAUUGGAUGGGUAGAGAACAGAAAUAUGAGAAAUAAGGGUGGGAAGUCAAGAAGAGCUGUCAUGUCUUAUAGACUGAUGGAGGCCUGAGAGAAGGAGGAGGAGAGAUGAGAAGAGAAGUUUUUAUCCCCCCGAUCUAUCACUCCCUCCCUUGCUCUCUCGCUGUGUGACCCACUCUGUCUCUCCCUUUGGGUUUAAUCAAGCAGGCAGUUGGUUUGACCCAUUACAUGGGGGGGAUUCAUCUUCAGUGAGGAUUAAUCUGUGUGACAGAGGCUUAUUAGAUGAGAGCGGCCACCCCUGCUGGCUUACACAGUGGAUGGAGCCAGCGCUGACAGAGAGAGGUGGCUGGGGGGAAAGUCACACUCUAGGGAAGCCAAAGGAAAGAAAGACAGCAAAUUAACUUGAAGAAAACUACUUUUUUUUUCUUUCCUCAGAGAGAGGUGACAGAAGGAAAGAAGGGGGAGGAUUCACUUUUAUUUACUUUGACAGCAGAGACGUGCUGUCUUUGUUUGGGAGGUUAACAUCACUUAGAUUUGCCUUGGAAGCAGGUGCUGUCUAUGUCAGUAUGAAAGCAUCACACUGCUCUCUGCUCCGUGCAUGUGUGUGUGUUUGUCUGUGUGGUGGAUGGGGACAUACUAAAUGGCUCUCAAAGUAAGGGUGCGUCUUGAACACGUUUCUCUCCCCUGCCUUACAUGCUGAUGUUGAGUGCUGAUUACAUAAUGACAGCAGCAGCUCAGCAGAGUUUUUGUUCCUGCACACUGUCUCCUCAGGCUAAAGGUGGAUGUAAUGAGACUCAUCCUUUCAAUACUUCAUGAAGUCCUGGCUGCAGCCUCACUUUCUUUUUUACUCAGCUGCACUGAAUUGAAAUCCUCUCUCUCUCUCUCAUGCAGAGGUCUGGGACUGGGUGGCAGAAUAGUAGACUGACUGGAACAUAAAUCACCUGUGCUGUGAUGCUGCACUGUCACUGUGCUGACGUCCUCUUUUCUGUGCACAUGAGGCAGUGCAAACAUCACAGCAUGCUGAAACAGUGAUGUGGCACGAGCUUUCUGAAAAGUUAAUUAUAGCUUUAAAGGGAACACAUCCUGCUCUGCAGCCUUCCAGCAUUUUAUAACAAAGCAAUAUUUCCAGGUUAAUGUCAAUUUGAGGUCAGUUCAGUAAAAUACAGUGGAGAGGAGGGACAUUGUCUUCUUAAAAUUCUAUUACUUUUGAUUUGUAUUUCCAAACUGAGGUUUAAAUCUUUAUGCAAUGAUAAAAUAAAAGAUGCUUAGGGUUAAUGAAUACACCGCUAUUAUUGGACUCUAUUUUCUGGGACCUUAACAUUUAGGGUUUUUCUGACUAUUAUAACAUAGUUUAAGUAAUUCAGCUUCUUAAAUAGAUGCAGGAAGUUGCCAUGGUUUUUCCUGCCUCGAUAUUCCCUGUGCUAUCCUUAUGUUAAAUUUGACCCCAUUAAAACGAGUUAAGUGUACUCCAAAAUGUAUGAGUUGUAAGUGUGACAUUUUUGUGUGCUGAUGAAAAUUAUGCAAUGCACACAGGAAAUACGAGACUAGCUUACAGCUUAAUUAAAAUAGUAAAAUAACUAAAUGAUAUUGAAGCAACUCCCUGAUUAAAACUACAAUAAUGAAUAUAUGCUAUUUUUUUUGUACAGCUGCUUAAAAAAAGGCAAAACUAAUAGAACAUAAACAUUUUCAAAUAGAGGUAAAUGGUAACUUGGUUAUUUUUAUAGUCUUCUGAUCACCCAGAGCACUUAACAUCCCAUGUCACAUUCACCCAUUCACACCACAUUCACACACUGGUGGCAGAGGCUGUGAUGUAUAGAGUCCACUCCAUCCACACACCAAUGGGUGCAACCAGUGGGUGCAGGUUGGGUCAUGUGUCUUCCCAAAGGACACUUUGACAUUUAGUCGGCUCAACCUUCCAAUUGGGAGACGACUCUACCAAAUGUGCCACAGCCUCCCGCUGUUUGAACUUUAUCUGAAGCGGGGGUAUUAUGCAUUUUUUUCAGACUCAAAAUUUCCUUUCCAAUAACUCUUUAAUAGCUUGACUUGACUAUUAGAUCAAAAAAGCCCCAAAUUUCUCACAGUGGUUUAUUAAAAUAUUAUCAUUUUGGCCUCCGUCUGAAACUGUUCGUUUUAACUGCUGUCUCUUUAAGGCCCCUCCUUCUACAAGCCUACUUACCUCUGAUUGGCCACUUCUUAGAGUCUUUCUGGAAGCUGGCCAAGGUCAGAGCUCGAUGUUUUGGACCUGCUAGAGUCUAUAAUUCUUGCAUCAGAAUUUAGUUAAUCUCGUACAUAAACUGUGGUCUUGCUUUUUCGUGCAUUUGUCCGAGAUUUGAACAUCUACUUUUUCAGAUUAUAACAAAAUAGGUUUACCUUGUAAUUUGAAACUUUGCAUACUUGUAUGGACACCAAACUUUGUAACUUUGCAGUUUCUGUUGUAAAUGUGGAAAAGCAUGAUAUCCUCCCUUUAAGUUGUUUGGUACUGACAACAGAUAAUAAUAAGAAGACAGAAUGACUAAUUUAUUCUGCAUCCCCUUGAAUUCCCAUUGAUGUUGAGUAUACUAUUUCCAAAGUCUUAAAGCCAUUAACCACAUAUUUGUGAUUUUAAUAUCUGGAAUGACCUUUGUCCAAUCACUCCUGCUCAACAAAAGAAAACAAAAUGGCUGACAAGCAAAUAAGGAAAACAGUUAAUCCUGAUACUUUUACCAAAAAUGUUCACAUGAGCAGAGAUUAUGGAAUCUGAAAUCAAAACGAGGUCAAAUCCAACUGCCCCUUGUGUCUCAGUUAGUGAGCAAUGAGGGGGAAACAUAUGGAGGAUGUUGCCACUGGGAAAAUGGCCUUCCAGGAAAAGACUCGAGCUAAUGUAAUUAGCUUCCUCAAACUACAGAGUACAACCUUUUACUACGGUCACAAGUCCCUUUGCUCCCCCCUCUUUCUCUUCCUUAUCUUGAUGUUGAGCACUCAGACAAGGUUAUGGUUUAUGACUGACCAGAGCUGACCUACUGUGAGAGUUUGUCUACAUAUGAGGAGUGAGUCGGUUGUAAAGUAGGUCAUGCAGGUGUGAGCGAUCAACAAGAAAGAAUGAAAGACUAGCUACCACUGAGGGAUAUCAGAAUCAGCUUUAUUGGCCAAGUAUGUGUGCACCUGCAAGGAAUUAACUCUGGUAAACUUUGCCCUCUAUGUAAAAACAUUAAACAUGAAAUUACAAAGUAUGUAUACAAGCUUAGACUAGACACUUCAGUUAUGAGACGGUGAAAGGCAAGUGAAAAGUACGAUGCAAAAUAUGUCUCAUGCUAGUUGUUUAUGUUGAAUUUCCACUGAGUGUAACCGUGAAUUUUUCAGGAUAUCUAGGCAAGUAUAAUUAAGUAUGUUGAUUAUUAAACUGAGUCAGAAUUCAGACCUUUGCUCUCUGUUGUCUGUCUGUAAUCAGGUUAAGUGUUUCCUAGAUUCACUUCUACUUGUUGCUGUGGCUCAUUAAAAAGCAAAAGCAUUAGCAGCAGUUAGGGUGCAAAAAGCAACAAACACAAAUUCACAUACAUACACAUUUUGCACAUGAGGGUUUUUCCUACUCUACCAAAGCACUGAUUUUGUGUGUGUGUUUGUGAUUGCGUGUGCGUGCGCAUGUGUGUGUGAGACUAUUGUAUUGCAGAUGGGGUCAGGAAGGAAAGCCCCGCCUUCUUAUUUCCUCUUGUCGCCCAGAGUGACAGUGACGUCACCGAGGAGAAUGGAGAUGCAAAGCAACAUAGGAAAUGACCUUUAAACUCGAGUGCAGACACAGAGCUAGCAUUAGCUUUGGAUAACAGCAGGUUAUUGCCACUCUGGAGGAGGACAGGGUUUGUUUGUUAUUUGAAUACAGUAAAUUUAGGAAUGAGAGUAUUUAUUGGAUUUAAUGUAACAUCCAUGAGGACUCAAGGGAUAUGCGUUCCUCUGGCUGGAGGAUAAUGAGAAACCUGAGAAAAUGAACUAGGCUGAAUGCAAUUUUUAAAACUGAUUUGUAAAAGGAACUUGCAUGAUUCUGCAAUGAAAUCUUGGACCACUGGAACCAUAUUCCUGGGAUCUUGUGAACUCAUCCAGGUUAUUGGCACUUUGUGUCAAUAAAAACAUAAAUCAGAGACCAAAGUUACACAUUUACUCAGACAAAACCUUGUCUUUACCAUAUGUAAGCAAGUGUAGAGAGACAGAGCAGAGGAGAGGAGAAUUAAAUCAGCCUUUAAAUGAAUUACAUCAGGAAAGGGGGCUGGACUUGUGGGACUGAAAAACUCAUCUCCAAACCAGGAUAUUCUACCUAUGUCAGCAUUUUGUCACAAUGGGCCUGUGUGUGUGUUUGAAAGAUAGGGGAGGGGUCCGGGGUGAAUGAAUAGAUCAAGGCAACCCCUCUGACAAGAAUAUCGACUUAGACGCUAGCUUUAAUCUCUGUGUCACGGUUCCUGACAAUCAAUGACCACUGAAAUAGAUUUACAGUAAAUCUAAACUGAGUCUCUGAUUGUGUGGCGGCAUUUACAUUAAAAAUAUACACUAAAGAUAGAUGUAAGUGCAAAUAAAUUGUAUAUUUAAAGCAGUUAUUGGUCAGAAUGGGACUCUCUCUUUUAUAUUGGGCUAAUACAUUAGCACAUAUGAGUAAUAUGAAUUGGGUUUUACAUUAUUCUCAAUGUAAAUAGCAAAUAUACUGUAAACAUGGUACUUUUUUUAGUCCUCCAGCCUGUCGAACUCCCUCGAAACUGGAUAUGACAAUCACCCAUUCACACGUGUUCAUUAGUCUUAACUAAUCUCAUUCACACACCACUUGCCAUGCCACUGGGAGCAAAUUGGGGUUUAGUGUCUUGCUCAAGGACACUUUGACAUUUGAUGACAAUAGCUUGUUUCAAACCACCAACCAUUUGACUGGGAGAUGAUUAACUCCAUCUUUUGGCUCCAUGUUACAGUUGAAGGACUGUUAAUCCAUGCACAUGAUACAUGGACCUACUAAAGCCAAAGUGAGGAAAAGUUAGACACAAUUUACAACAUUGGGACCUUUGUACGCAAUUAAACAGUAAAUUUUAUCCUACGAAAUCAAGAGCUAUGACAAUGCUUGUAAGGAAAAUGUGAAGGUGUGUUUGGAAAGGUGCUGAGAUAAGCAUGCUUGGAUCCCGUUGUGUUAUUUAUCUUUGACCACAGUAGCAUUCACAUUACAUCUCCUAUAACAGGGUAAACCACAUUUUUAUUCUUUUGGCAAUGUCAAUACACCCAAUAAAUGCAUGCAUUACAAAGUAUUAUUAGCAUUUAUUGACUGAUUGAAUAAUAGGGAAAGGCAGAUAGUGAAGGGUUAGUAAGGACUUUGUCCAGCACUCUAACUCCCUGGUCAUUAAUCACCUUAUAUGGUUUGGAUUCUCGGGCACCUUUAAUUUCAAAAUAAUUAAAAAAUAUUCAUUUUAUCAGAGCAUAGUUCGCUGUAGAGGAAAUGAGCCUAUAACUGUAUAGCUGCAUACGUUAUCAGAGGUUGGGGGAAGGGAAACAGCUUUAUGGGUAUUGCAGUCUGUCUAUUGGGAAACAGUGUUUGCUGCAGGGCUGAAACCCACCAGCCAUCAAGUACAUCUCUCUGUAUGUGUGAGUGAGUUUAGUGUAUAUGAAGCUUUUCGCCUCUAUCAGCGCUUCCUCUACACAACCAAUAUUCUCUCUCUCUCUCUCUCUCUAUAUAUAUAUAUAUAUAUAUAUAUAUAUAUAUUUGUGUGUGUGUGUGUGUGUAUAUAUAUAUAUAUAUAUAUAUAUAUAUAUAUAUAUAUAUAUAUAUAUAUAUAUAUAUGCGUGAGUGUGUAUAAAUGUACAUAUAUACACAUAUACAUGUAAGAGGGAUUCUAUAAAGGUUAAAAAGAAUAGGACCUAAAUAUGACCCCUGGGGGAUACCACAGUUAUUUUCAUAAUGUCCAUAUGAGAAUUCACCCAAACUAACAUAAUAUUCUCUAUCAGUAAGAAAGGAUUUAAACCAGUUCAAAACAGUGCCAGAAAUAACAAUAACACUGUGAAGUCUGUCAAAGAGAAUUUUAUGGUCCACCAUGUCAAAGGCUGCACUCAAAUCAAGCAGCAACAGGACAGAAGACAUUUCUCUAUCCAUGUUUAACCUCAGGCCAUUUACAAAUUCGAUAAGUGCAGUCUCUGCUCUGGGAUUCAUCUUUAAACCAGAUUGGUAGAGAUCACAAAUGACAGUCAAUUUUAACAGUCAACCUUAUCUAAAAUCAGGUUGUAAAUAAAGAAGGAUUCAUUUAAAACCUUUCCUUUGUGCUAGUUGGUAAUUUUGCAAAAAGCACUUCAAAAGCAAAUCUACCCUGAAGGUGGCAGGAGAUUGGUUUUGGGAGUAAAGAGGAGGCGGUUGGAUAUUUAAGGUUACAUCACUGAAUCAAAGUUUGAGGUACACAAACAUGCCAGAGCUUCCCUUAAAGGCACAAAACCCCCUUAAAUUAAGUUUAGAGUUCGUGGGUUGCAGCUUUUAAUUCAUUUCAAUGUUAAACCCUGAAUUGGAUUUAGGGAUUCUGGUUCCUAAACUGAUGAGCGACAUUGACAAGGGUUCAUCUGCAAAGCCAAAAACUGCACAUUGAAGUUUAAACUUUACCUUUAUGUAAAGUCUUUUUUCUCCUUCUAGAGAGAGGAAGUUUCCAACAUAACUUAAUUGAGCACAAACACAGCUUAGGUAAGCCAAUCCUGAAUUGGUUUCUUAUUGCUGGAGGCUGUUUUGACAAGACAACAUUUGAAAGUGUUGCACGUGUUUUAAAGUUAACAAAAGGACUUACACCAAGAAAAAAAGACCAACAGCAACCAAUAAUCUUCCUGAAGCUCCUACCAGCCUUAAAAUUGCAUUGUAGUGAACAAAUGUCUGAACUUCGUCUCACCCUGCAGUUAUCCUGCCUCAGUUUAAAUGUUUCAUACAGUCUGCCUUUACUUCUGCCUAAGCCUUUAACUGUCUUCCUCUGUUUCUCUGUUUCUCUGCCUCCAAAAGUAGACCGGGAUUGAGGCAAACAAGAUUCUUCCUGUGUAAUGUUUUAGUUAAACUUAAUGCUGUGUGCUGCAGAGUGUGUGUAUGUGUGUGUGUGUGCAUGUACUAAUUUGAAAGAGCAUGUUUUACCCCCGUGUUUGAGAUUUCUGCUGCGUGAGUGUGUGUGGACCCUCCAGCUGACUGACAGUGCAGUGAAUCAGCACAGGAGCUGUAGUCAUGUGGAAAUAAUGAACAUAAUUUAUUUAGCAAUACUGUCCUCAGUGUGCGAAUGUGUGUGCUUGUGUGUGUGUCAUAAUUGUGUUAAAAAUAUGCAAAAAAUGCAUGCUUGUGUUCACUGAAAGAAUGGGUUACUUUCCCACCUGUCUAAAAUUUCCUCUUGAAAAGGUUAUUGCCUAACCAAGACACUCUCACACAACCGGUGUUUCCAGGUUUAAAGAGAGUGAUGUGAGACUCUUAUGCUAUGCACACACGACACAUUACAAUCUCAAUUUAUCAAGGGCAAUUUAUCAGGAAAUAUAUAUUUGAUUUCUCACCAGCUUGAUGCACAGACAAUCAUGCACAAGUAAGAAUGAAGAUUUUCAAUGAAAGCUCGGAGGUCGCUGUCUGCAAGGGCGUCCGUCCCUCGUGACACUGCUGUGAUCUAUUGUUAGUGACACAUAGCCACAUACACAUACACAUACACACCCAUGAUCUCUUAACAAAUGUUUUAUUAAUGCCUGACUGUGUGUGUGUGUGUGUGUGUGUGUGUGUGUGUGUGUGUGUGUGUGUGUGUGUGUGUGUGUGUGUGUGUGUGUGUGUGUGUAAAAGGAGUGGCUCAUGGGUUAUUCAACUCAUCACAAACCUAAAGAAGACUAUCAUUUCGGACCAGAUGUUUUAUCACCUUUACACUUCACUUUCAUGGAGAAUAUUUUAAAUCAGGAGUUUUUUCCUUCAGAAGUUUAAAACUUUUUUCUGGAAUAUAUAUAUAUAUAUUUCUUAACGCGAGUGAUGGGCGAUAUAGUAGGCCAAAAAAUUAUCACGAUAAUAUUUUCCAUUCUGGCGUUAAUAAUAAAUGUCCAGUUAAAAAAUAUUACAAUUCCUUGAUAUGUUUUUGACUAAUUCUGUCUUGAGUACACCACAAUCAUUGUUCUUGAAAGGCACUUACCAGUUGGCAUAGUCAAAUAAGAUACUUAUGCACAAGUUUAGGGGUAGAUUAUAGAGAAAACUAGUGAAAUGUAAAAACACUUUCAACAUUUAUUGAAAACUCUUAUUGCACAGAGUGAAUAGAGUGAGCAGAUCCACUGUCAGAUGUCAGGCAUACCUGGUUUCACUGGUCUAAACCCCAAUCUUGAAGGAAAUCCCUCAUGUUGAGCCUCAUUUAGCAACAAGCUCCUCAGAGAUGUCUUCUUUACCUUCGGCCAUGUUUGUUCGUUACUCAGCUCUGUGUGGGCUAUUGCUGUGAGUCUGUCACUUGUGCUUCUGUCAUCAACUUGCAUUUAUUGUGUUUAUCGUGAGAUGGCAAAUAUUUAUCAUGGGGGAAUUUUCUGACAAUUUAUCGCCCAUCCCUACUUAAUGCCAUGUUUUUUUAUAGCCAAGCUAAUACCUGUUGAAAGUGUACCUGCAAACAAUCUUUGGCAUACUUGUGGCCUGUAACAUCAAUUACAAGGUUGGUUGGUAAUGGCAGCAGAUAAUUAUUUUUCCAUAUGACUCCUGAUUCUGAAUUAGAGUGUUUUUCAAACUUGCCUCGAUAAAUCAGACUCAUAAAGACUGAUGUUUAAACCAGAAAUACAUCCUGCAUGAUGUUCCAUCUGCUCUUAAGAUUUAGUCUUUUUAUCUUGAAAGUGUCCAGUCGGACAAAUCAAGCUGUCAUCCCUUUAAACACACACCCAUUUUACUAGAACAGAGCACUUGACCCCUUGGCCUUUGCUGCUAUAUAUCACCAUAGACAUGCACACAGAUCCACAGCAGCCACCCCUGCAGAAAAAGGCAUGGAAAAUGGCCUCAGUAAGUUAGAGUGCUUUUUUUCAGGGGCAAAAGAAAUCAAUAAGAUGUUUGACGGUUUUGAAGUGGUUUACAGUUAGAUGGCAUGCAGAAUCUCAGAAAUCAAAAAUCUGUUUAUAAAACUCUAAAACUAAUAUCUAAACAGAAUACAAAACACAUCUUUAAAUUCAUUCACAAGGUUAAAAUUGGUAGUAAUCUGUAUUAAUCAUUACAAUGAUGUUACAUAUUUUCAUAUGAGUAUCAAAAAAGAGACAUUUUGCACAAUGUGAAAACUUUCUGCAGUUUGAUUUUUGAAAUUAUAACUUUCGUUGGUGUUUCUUUUUCAUUACUUGAACACUUUAUCUCUACCUCUUCAUUUCUGUAUCUCUUCCAUCUGCUGCUCUUCCUGUUCUCCAUAUUUGCUGUCCUUUCCCUACUCUCUGCACAAUCUUAAUGAUUUCAGAUUUCUUUGUGCUUCUUUUUCAAUGUUACACUUCUCUCUCACUCUGCUCACAUAGAAAACCUAACAUGCCCAAGUAGCUUUUAAAACUGCAGACACAAAGAGUGAUAUAUAAAAAGGAAGGAAUAUUAGACAGCAACAGAACAUACUAUGAUCCAGCAGACCUUGAUAACAGAGUCUGAAGCGGAAGAAAAGAAGUAUGGCCGCCAAUAAAAACAGAAAGGAUGUGUUGAAUUUAUUCCUUCAUCAUGCUGCUUGGUGAGACUGGUUUUUAGUGCAGCUGCAAGGUCAUCAGACACACACUGACACACACAUAUACACUCACACACAUUGAUCAUCAGACACUGUUGUGUGAAAAGUGUGUGAAAGGAUCUGAUUGAAUGGAGAAAAGGGUCAGAGGUCAAAGAGGGUGUCAUGUUUAAAUCAGCAUCUAUGAUUUAUUCGACUGAACCAACAGCCACACAGAGAGGUGUUUCUGUUACUCGGGCCAUAAAAUGGCAUGAACAUAGGAAGUUUAAAGCAUGAAAAAAGGAAUGCUUUUGUGAAUGUGAUUCACUCUUAUAGGCAGGCCCAAGGGGGAUUUAGAGUCGUUUGAGUCUUGAAAACAAUCUGGCCAUUAUUCUUGAUCUUAAGUGAAACUGAGAGGAGAGAAGAAGAGCACAAAAGUGAAGAGGGAAGCAUUAAGGCAUUUCUCCCCACUCAGAAAGGGCCAUUAUGAGACACAGAGUUCCAGGAGAGCCUCCUGAAGAGAGGAUGAACUGUUUAUAAUACAAAAGGAUAAGAACUGGAAUAAAGUGUCGAACAUCAGGGAGAUUUUGAGGGUUAUUGAGCCUGCAUGUCAUUCAAACCUACACAGUGACUUGAUUAUUUGUUCAGAUUGCAGCAAUAUGGGCUGGCAUCCACAAAGCUUCCCACACAAUUACACUCCCCCACACACGCCCUCAGGGCUCCAUUGCCAUUGGCUAAAUGUUAAAAGCUUUGAUCUUGGGCCUCCAUCAGAGGCCAAAUUUCACUCUAACAUGCUGGUUAAUUAAUACCUGCUACUUCAGGCCAAGCCCGAAACUUUAUGGGUGUUUUGGAUGUGGCACAAUAUCAUUAGAGGUUUUUUUUUAAAUUAUUAUUAUUAUUAUUAUUAUUAUUAUUAUUAUUAUUGUUAUUAUUAUUAUUUAUUUAUUUUGUAAUUUAUUUAUUUAUUUUUUAUUUUUUUUAAUGUUUUUUAUUUUUUGGGGGGGGAAGCGUGUGAUUACAAUCUUUUACUAUACUGUAGUUACCAUGUGCAAUAUUAUUGGAAGCAAAAACCCUGAAGAUUUUUUUUUUUUAAGUGUUUGGCAUCAUUCAGGAUUGAUAGUAGGUUUUAGCUGUAAUGGACAGGAUACAGACAGAUGUGCAGCAGUUUACCUCAUCCUCCCAAACUUUUUUCAGUCUCUAUUAUUGUAAGUUAAUGAUCAUAGGGAGCCUUAAUUGUAAUUAUUAAAAUCUGAUUAAUUGCUCAGCUCUACUACUAACCAACUGAAACAACUGCUUGACACAACACGCUGAUGUUGGUAUUCAACUACCAACAGAUGCGGUAAUAAAGCUGAUAGGCAAUUUCAAUUGCAACUGACAAUGAGCAAAUGCAUGAUAUUCAAUAAACAUCAGGAGAGGCCGGAGCUCCAACGAUGCAGCAUCUUUUCAUCUAAAUCACAACAGAGCAAACAAGCCAUCAAUGUAAAACAGCCUAUGUGUCUUUAAGUGGCCUUUUUAACUGUUUUUGUGUUAAGUAGAUCUGCUCGUCCAGGUGAAUGAAAAUGAGACACUAAUUUGAGUUUGUAGGCAGUAACCUAAGGCAUUGAUUCUUGCCCAGUGUACGUAAACUGGGACAAGGGCAGUGGUCCUGUUAAAUCACUUAACUGUGCAUGUAAACAUACUGAUUGUCAUCAAACUAGACUUCCUGGUUAACUAUAGCUACUUAGUUUUACUCAGUGGAAGUAUUUUAGAUGUUUUUGGAGUAGUUUCAAUCAUAAGUCUAUACCUAAAAGUUCUCCUUCUUCAUCACAUCAGAAUUAACAAACAGGUGGUUUUCAUCCUAAAGAGGUUAGAGGAAGCUGCUCUAUAAUUUCUGUGCAUUGAAUGUUCAAGUUUUGGCUAUAUUUUUAAAAGAGAUUAUAAACCUCCUCAAAAUGAAAUGUCUUUGAACACAUAUUUGAUUUGCUCUACUUGUCAUAAGUCCUUGUGUGCAAAGGUCUGACUUAGCCUGUUGGUUUAGCUGCUGUUGUUCCUUCAGCUCAAACGGCGCAGUGAGCUUUUGACACCAGAGGUCUUUGGGGGACAAACAUGUGACCCUGACCAGCUGUUGCAUCAGCACAUGCAAUAUGUGAUAUGCAUGUGCCACCACAUGCAGAUACUGUGGGAAUAUGAGGUUUCUCUGAAUGAGGAGUUUACCCUCGAAGAAUUUCAGUCAAUGGGCCAGAAUCUGUGAUUUUCACAAGUUUUUUAGGGUUGCAGACUUCCUGUCAACAAAUCCCAAGAAAUUGAGUAUGUGUUCAAAAUGAAACUGACCCAAGAGGCUGUAUUUUGCAAAACGACUCGGGGCUGCUAGUGAGCCAAUUUGCCACACCUAUUCUUAGAUCCAACAAAAUAUACUUUUUAAAUUUUUUUUUGUACCAGACUAUCACAAGUUUUUGAGCGGGUCCAGGUGCCUAAAAACUGCAAUUGUUUCAUUCUCACACCAUUUGUUGCUCAGGCCCUGGUUCACUUUCGAUGUUUUGUUUCAUAUGAACAAUGUUAAAGGGAAAUAUCACUAUUUUUAUGACUGCACUGAGCUUUAUGUUUUCCCAAAGGCAACGGUCUGUGAGGAUGUUUCACAGCCUUGUAUUCACAGAGCAGAACACCUGCUUCAGUCUGGCAGAUGUUAUGGUUACUCUGGCUUUGUUUGGUUUUAAAGAGACAGGGAGUUUCUUAUUGUUUAGUCUGAAUCCAAUGUCCAGAACUUUGGACAGGCCAUGCCCAUGAGACUCUGUCUGUAUUACACACAAAGAAAGAAACAAAGAACCCAGAAAGAGUUUCUCUUAGUUUCUAUAUAUAACACACAUUUUCUCAAUUCUACUAAAGCAUAUUUUCAUGAUUAAAACCCCUCUCCAAGACUUUUUAACUGGUUAUAAAACAGUCUGAAACGUGACACCUAUUCAUGAGGUACAGAAGCAAAUAAAAAGUUUGACAGCCAUGAAGGAUUGAGUCGUGGACAUUUUGCACAUCACUACUUACACAUGAAAAAGCAUGAUCAGCAAAGUUAAAAGAAGCAUGGUUUCACCAUCGGGGGCGCCAAAAUCAAAGCAAACAGCAUAUUUCUCCCAGGAGUUUGAAGGAUUAAUAGACUCUUCAACAACUAACAGAAGAAUUUUGGACAAUAAUAUGUGUCAAAAAAACAUAUUAAUAUAUUUUAAUUGUCAUUCAUCCCCUCAUGAUUUUUCCUAACUUUGAUUAUAGUAAAAGAAAAUUUUAAGAAUCUGAUACCCUUUAGUUAAACGAUUAUGAAGGAAGAUGUGCUGAGGUGUUAAUAUAACACAACAGGAGAGCAUGAUCACAGCUGGUUGUACUGUCUUUCUUAAAUUUAGAUAUAAAUGAUUUGAUUUUUGUUGAUUCAUUAACUUAUUCUUAAAGAAGCUGCGUCAUACACAUUUGACACUCAGUAAACACACUAAAUGUGUUGGGGCUACAUCUAAAACCAACAUACACAAACACAUUGCUCACAUACUCACACAUGCACAUGCUAAUCCUGCAGGGCAUGGACGAAUUUAGGGCAAGCCUGAUUAGUGGUGCUGCUGCUUAUCACUCAGAGCCAGAGUGAGAGACGAGAGGAAGGGAAAGGGAAGGUGGAGGGACUGGAGGAACAUGGGGGGAGUGGGAGAAGACAGAAUUUAAUGUACAGCUAUGUAAAUAUUUUUUUUAUUAUUAAACUAAUGCUAACCAAAUAUCGACAACAAGAAAUAACAAUACUCAUUAGAAGGAGAGAAGUGGUGACUAUGCUCCGUCCUUGGAUUUCCUUUUUCUCACCUACAAACCUGCUGCCCAACCACUGACUUCCACCCCUGCCAGCGUCCUUGUAUUAUUCACUUUCCUCAUUUCUACACUUUUUUUCCCUCUGCAUACCUCUUACUUCUUGCUGAAUUUCCAUUGGGGAUAAAAAAAAAAAAAAGUUCUUGUAUUGUUUUGAACUUCUGCUGUGUACAUGUGGUUUCAUGUUUUCCGAUGACGAUGAAUCUAGUUGGAGAAACCAUCAUUGUCAGGGUCAUUUAGACUGGAUAAAGUCUUCUCCUCAAUACUUACAAAAACACUAUCUUCUGUGAGCGUUUAGACACUGUGGCGAAAGGUGUCAUAUUUGCUUAAAACAGGAACAAAGCAUGUAUGUAAUUUGAAAGGCUGGUUAGUUUAACAAGGAUAGACAUCACUUUAGAAAAAAUUCAAAUUCAUGAUACAGAAUUGAGCUACAAAAUUGUAUUAAUUUGUGUUUUUCUGCUCCCAUCCCACUGAGCAUGUUUUGGUCUAAUGGAUGUCUAAAUGUCGUCUAGACGACUGGUCUAAAAUCAGGCUACCACAGGUCUAAAUUUAGACCAAGUCUAAAUCUGGUCUAUAUCUAUACAACACUGUAUAUUGCUCAAUGUCUAUUAUAAUUAUUUGGUUAAGUACUUGGAGAUCAGUUAUGCAAAUCACAGUUGCUUUUUUAAAUAAAUAGUUAUCGAAUAAUGGGUUAAAGUGCAACAUUUAGAUCAAAUUAAAGAAUCUAGAUGGUUGAAAUUUGGUCUAAAAAAACUACACAUCUAAUAGCCGUCUAUUGCUCAGUGGGAUGUUGAUAUGUCCAUUCCUAAUUCCUGGUUCACAAAAUAUCAGUUGUAUCAGUCUGAAUCCAAAAAGCCGUCCAACUACUCGCUGUAACUUUAUCAAAGCUUUCAACUAACAUUUUUCCUCUUUUAAAGGUGUGUGUGGAUGCAUGUUUUGUUCCCUUGUUUGGCUAACAUUAAAACAUAGUUCCCAUUUUAUUUUAGCUUCAUAGAGAAGUUGAAUGAUAAUUUGACCUUGUCAGGUUGCAAUAAAGCCUUUCACUUCUGAGUGCUCUUACUGACAAUUAAUAGUUUGGAAAAUGUGAGGUUUUAACAUGUAGCAGAACAAACUUCUUUUCCAUACAGUUAGUAGAAACACUGAUCUGCAACUUCAUGUGCAGUCUGUCUGCAAUAUUGCACAGUUAUGAGUAAAUAGACAAAACCAGACGGCAGACACUCUCACAAAGUUAUUGUUCUUCCAGACCAUUGGGUUUUAAUCUGUGUAGGAUUCAGCUGCAGUGCUUUGUACGGAGUGAAGUAUGAGGAGCUAAAUGACUGCCAGUCUUUGUAGAUCUAACAGCACAGAGCUUUGAUGCUUUGAGGCCUUUGUAAGGUCCUUUUAUUGACCAGAAAAUCGCUGAAACUGGCCGUGACCAUUACAAGAGGAGGCUUGUCUUUCCCCUUUUGACGACUCUCUUGAUCUCUGUCAUACACAUGUGCUUUUGUUAUAAUAGUGACCACGGAUGUUCUGCCUAAUCAAGGUUAGGGAGGAACAAUAAGUCUACGGAAAGAAAUUACCUUUAAUCUAAGACACAGGCUGAGGUAUUCAUUUUGAUUUUUAAGAGUAUAGUGCACUUAAAUACACUUUUUUACAAUGUGUAUGUGAACAAUUUUACCAUAAAACCAAAUCUCAAAUCUCAGUAACCAUCUUCACUGUUGUGAUUUUAUUUCGUUUUUUUAGUGGAAGUGAUUUACAAACAAAUUUAGGAUUAUAAUGAACUUCUGAAUUUCCCUGACCCAAAUGUAACUUUCGGUCUUUUUGUGAUAUAUGCAUCCCCAAAAGUUAAAGAUUGUAUGAUCAAUGACAAGUGUUGGGUAGUAAUGUUUUAUAAGUAAUUAGAUUACUUUUUGCAGUAAUGACUAAUGUAAGGGAUUACAAUAUCCAAAACAGUUAAAUUACAGUAACUAAUCGAAAUAACGCUGCAUUACUGUGUUACCUGGUUGUUUUUGUCCUGGGCGGCCCAUCAAUGAUGUUUUAGCGCAGCAGGUAAUAGCAGGUUUUGGCGGCUACUAGCUACAGAUAAAGGCAGUAUGGAGGAUGAAUGGAAAAGAGGUACUGGAGGUACUGCCAUUAUUUUGAGUUUGCUUCCGUCAAAGAUUCAAAGAUGUGAAGAACAUUGUCAUAAUCUGUAAAUUUUGCACAAGUAGCAAAACACUUUCAACUGCUAAAAGUAUGCCAUCAAAUUUAUUGAAGCACUUGCUAAAGUAGCACAGCAAUGUUAAACUGGUUGACUUGUCUCUUCAAGCAAUGGAGACUGGAUUUCACUGGAUCAGUACACAGUCAUGAGACCUUGAUUGGACAAGAAGACCUGCAGAAGCUGGGUAUAUCGAAAAGGAGAUGUCACCCAUUUCCACAGUUGACUCACCCUCAUUACUGUGAAAAAAAUAGAAAAUAUACCCACAAAGAGCAACGCAAUACUGCGACAGAGAAAGACAUUUGCUGGCUAUUUCGAGAGAGAAUAAGCAGUGAUAGAGUCUAAUCUAAAGGCCACACUGGGAGAGAUAAACUUUGAGUCUGGUUUUCCCUCAUCCACCCGCUGGUAUUCGUUUCACAAAGCUGUGUCCAGAAUCACAGAAAUUCCCAUUAAUGAGCCAAAUAGCUUAUGCCUGAAACAGGGAAUUAAGUGCAUCAGCGACAAGGAGUACAAAUUCCUGCAGGGUACUGCAGUGUAAUGAAGCCGCUUACGGCAGCGUUGGACAUCUUACAAGGGAGCAACUGUUGUUAUGACUCUGACUCUGUUACCAACCCCCUAAAACCUGAUGUCAAAGACACUUUCCUAGAAAGCUACCCUCUCCAGAAAGACAGCUAGCCUUCCUGGCGUAAUUGUAGAAGUACGUCUAAGUUCAGGCUAUCCAGACUGGUUUUGCUGGUGUACAGGAUAGCAGAGAUGCUCUUCCUGCUUCUACCAGUUGUCUGGAGUUUAAACUUUGAUGGCUGAAAGAUGACAACAGGGAAGAGUAUCGGAAGGAGCUUCCGACAGCAGAGUGUCACUCAACUACGCCCACAGAGGACCCUGCAGCUGCCUCAGCAACAUCUGCCAGCGCUGACGAAAUUGACGUUUUUGUAUUUGAGAGAGAGCCCAAGGACAGCUACUCUGCAGAGAAAGAAGUAAUGGACUACUUGAGGUUAUGAGGCUGAGACUCUAAACCAGUUCUUAACCUCUAAAACAUUUACAUGACGUUCAUCCUGUUUAGUUUUGGUGCUCUGACUCAACAAAUUACUUUUUUUUUUUGAUAGUAAAUUAUUAUAAUUUCCGAGUUAUUUGCCCAACAAUGUCAGUGAACCACAAAAACCUGAGGUUGAUACUUAUCCAUGUUUUGUGUGGCAGUUCAGUUUAACUUAUAUGACAGUGAAGCUUUGAAUUCUGCUGUUUUCUUAUUAACAGUCAUACUCCCUCAUGUGAUGCAUUCUGGAGUGUUGGACCAGAGCCCGCACAGGUGUGUUUUCUAGUCGGCCAAGCUGUUAAAAGCUGGUUUGUCAUUAAAACGACAGAUUUCUUCCAUCAGACUGUUACACGCUUGGUAAAUAAACGGAACAACUUGUUGUGGGUUUAUAGCACAAUUGGUGGUCCUGUGUGUGUGUGUUUUUAUAACUGUGAAGAGAUUGUGCAGGAGAGUGCAUGCCUCUCUGCAUCUCUUCUCUACAUCCCAUCAGUUUUGAUUGACAGAUGCUGGAGACAGGUGUAUAAUUUAUCAAAUCCUGGUUGGUCCAAUCCCUCAUGCCCUGCAGCCAGAAACCAGGGUUUUGUCCCUUAAAGCCAAAUCCAGUUUAUUAAACCCUUAAUGGAUACACCACACACCCUGACACGCACGCACGCACGCACGCACGCACGCACGCACCCACACACACACACAAACACACACACACACACACACACACACACACACACACACACACACACACCGUUGGUCUCUCUCCCUGGCUGCCUCUCAGUCAUGUUUAAUGCAUUAUGAAUGAAUGAUUCAUGGCAUGAGAGAGGAUGUUGUAUUUUAGGGCUACUUAUUCAUUUAUACUCACACCAAGCUCUUUUUAAAUAUACCCUGAGAAUUUUUUUCUACAUGUAGAAGGUCACCGGGUUGUCUAGACACAUCACCCAAAUCUAUUUUGAUAUGGAACUGCUCAUCUUUGGUAAAUCUGAAGUACACAACUAUCAUUUUUCUGCUAUAUUUUUUAAUUUCAUAUUCAUUUGCUUCGGGACUACAGUGUGUGACUGUGAUGCUUUUCACCCAGACCAUUAGGCCUCAGAUUACCAAAAGCUGUCUUCAUUUUUUUUUUUUUUUUUAUGAUGAACUAGAGCAGGGCAGUAUGAAAAAUUGCCAAUAUUGGAAUAUUUUUUGCGCAAAACACAAUAUCUAUCGUUAGAUUUUUUUGAACUCCUGUUGAACCCCUGUUGAAAAACUUCCACAAAACUUAAUCAGAGCAUGUCAUCAUUUUUGUUAUUUGUAAGCUUAUAUCCGCUCUAGUAUCAUCACACUAACGUCUUCUAACAGGGCAAACAAACACUGUGAUGGGAGACUGUAUAUCAAAUGUUUCAGCUGUCUUCUCCCUGUGCUUUAUGUGCAUGUGGUUAAACUAUUUUUUCUAUGAUAUGCAACUUUUAUAUUGCAUAUCUUUCACAACAUGUUAUUGCCAUCUUUUUUUUUACUUGCAUGUAUCACUUUUCCUGAUCACAGCUGAUAUGAUGCAUAUAGCUAAUUAAGCUGCAGUACUUCAGCCCAGAACAACACAUGCCUGAGUUGUGUAAUGAUACUCAAGUAAUAAGUACUUAAUUACUUGAGUAUUCAUCCCCAUCCCUACUGCUUACAAGUUGACCAAAUCAACCAAUAUUGCAGUACAGUUUAUUUGUACACCUAAAUCCAGUUAAAGUCCCACUCCGAUCAUAUUUUUUUACAACUUAAAGUGUUCUCAGUGGUCUUUAAACUAUGAUGAUGAAGUUUUUAGCCAAAUUCACGUUACCUGUGUCAUUUUCAAGGGCUCAUUAGUAAUUCACCUCUGAGUCGUGGGCGGAGACAGCACUGCUCUGCACACUCCUCUUCACAUUAGCUUGCAGCCUAACAUAGUAGCAGGUUAUAUUGGAGCUAUUCAGCUCUCGGAUACUAAUGUCCUCAGGGGCAUGAUGAAAGCUAAUAUCAUAAUUAGCUUUCUUACGAGCAUUGUAAUCUGCUAACACACAUGCUUGUUCUGCAAUCGUCCUCUCUACCUCUACGAGUCUGGCCUGCAGAGCUAGGCACAGGGGGCGGAGCUUGGAUAUGUGACAUAGAAAAUCUCACUGUGUCUGAACCUGCUGUUUGUGUGGAUUUGAAUGCAGAAAUACUCAGAAAUGUAAUUUUAAUCUUAGUUUCUCGUGAUUUGACCUCUACCAUCAGAAAAAUGCCAUAUGAACAUGUAGACAACAAGAAAAACAUGAUUUUCAUCAGAGUGGAUCUUUAAUGCAAGAUUAUGUAUGUCAACCACAGUGACAAAAUUACCUCUCAAGAGGGAAUUUGUUUGCAAAAUAAUCAAAAAAGACAGAGAGCAUGGGGACAUGGUUUGACCCUGCUACAAAGGAGGGAAGAGGUGAUAUUUGAUACGUGGCAAGCUGCAGGCUCCUGCUGUCAAGAGGGGUCAUUUACCCAAUCUGCAGAGUAUCCUCUCUUCUAAUGUGACAGAUGUCUCAUCCAAUUGAAUCAAAUAUUCUUUCAAACAAACAGCUACUUUUAAAACAUUAAAGAUAGAAGACAAGUUUGUGUUUUGCGUAUUUGGUAAUAUAUAUGUUAAUUAAAUCUGACCCUUGAUUAGGAUUUGUCGUAUGUUUUUUCUGAACUGAAGGGUUAGAGCUGUGUGUGUGUGUGUAAGUGUGUGUGCUAGGGGGCAGAUGGUGGAGCUGUAGCAUUCAUUUCCUCACAUUAGGUUGCACAGCAGGUGGUGUCAAUGUGUGCUUGUGUGUGCAAAUCUGUGUGUGGCAUCAUGUACCCGCACAUCCAGUGAGGACAAAUGUACAAGGACAUCCCCACAGACCUUGCCUUUAGCCUGUGUCACUAACCCUCAUGUCACCCUAGGUGUGUGUGUGGCCUCAUGGAUGUGUCGCAGAAUAGAUAAAGCAGUGAAUAGAGCUGUGUCUAUCAGAUGCUGCAGGCCAACAGAAGGAUACAUGGAUGACAAUAUAGAUGGACAGAGAUGACAAAAGGGUGACAAGGAGACUUCUGACAGUGACUGUGAAGUUUUUUCUCAGAUUGUGGAGGGAAGUGUUAUCUUUAUAAGUUUGAGAGGAUACACAACUAAACUAGAACCGCUUAUGAGAACAACCUUCUUUAUACCUGUGCAUGAUGAACAGAAGGACAUGCGUAUGUGUGUCCACUUCUGUCUGUCACAUGCAUCUGCUUUUUACAAAAUGUGUACACCCUCUUCACAUUGGCUGAUUUUCUGAGUCUGGAGGCCCUGUGCGAGCAAAUCGCACUGAGGCUCGCAAUUAUGACUGCCUGCAGGCGCUUAGCUGAACAGAUGGCUCCUUAGUGAAUGAAAAAUGGCAUUCAUGUGAAAUGGUGAGGGGAAACAGACACAGACACAGACUGGCUGGAUGAAAAUGUCUGUGAUUCAGUUACAGGCAGAUGUCAGUGUGUUGGAUCUUUUCACUCCACAGAACAACUCAGAAAAAGCUCUAAGUGGAAAACCAUGUUUGCGCGGAGUUCCAUUUAUCCAAAUGUAACACAGUGGUACUUUGAGACCACUUCAUCACAUCGGUCAGUGUUAGGGAUUUCUGCAAACUUCUACUCCUAUUCAUUUAUUUUAGAAAAUGCCCUUAUAUGUAAUCACAAGGUACUUCUCACCUGCUUUAGAUUGGUAAUGGUAUUUCGAUUUUUCUUUGAUUUACUUGCGCAUCCUGAUGGAAAUGAAAUUUAAGAUUUGAGAAUAUUUACAUGUAAAUACAUGAGAUUAAAGCUAGGUGGCUAAGUUCCAUCCCCAGUCCCAUUAGCAGGUUGGUGUCAAUGGAACAAAAUCAGAGCGUAUUAAAAGACAAGCAGUAUACAUGAACUGUCGAUGACCUAAACAACAUAGAUGCCACAACAAAUCAGGUCGGGAGUUGGGGGACCAUGCUAAUUAUACACAGUGAAUUAUUAAGUGUGGGGUGCUAAUUGAAGUGCCAUAGUGCUAAACUGCCGGAUGCUAAAGUGCAGAGUGUUAGCUGCCUGGGAGCUCAGCUUUUCUUUAUAUUACACAUUGCCGAAUUAUUGCACUGAAAUAUAAAGUUUAUGGUUCAUAUGUAGUAUUUGUUUUUUUUUUUUUUUUUUUAACUUUAUUUUUAUCUUUUAAGGCAAACUUUCAAACAUACACGCAAAUAUUGUACAAAACAAAACAAGACAAGAACAAGAACAAGGGGGGCAAACACUACUCAGUUACAUACAGGUGCCAUUUAGUCCAUCUUACAGCAUAUAGCUCAGCUUUAAUUCGUAGUCUGUAGGUCAUUUGUUCCAUUGAUCGGAUUUCCUCUACAAUGGUCAGCCAGUCACUCAGUUCAGGUGGAUCAGUUCUUAGCCAAGUUCUUGUGAUGGCUUUCUUAGCUGCAAGAGAUAGGAUCUUGAACAGGUAUAUGUCCUCUUUACCCAUUACAUCUUCUAAUAUCAGUCCAAGAUAAAUAAACCGGGGAUCUUUGGGUAAAUUAUAUCCAAAAACUUUACCCAUGACUCUCAGGACCUCAUCCCAAAAUGUCUGUAUUUUCGUACAUGACCAAAAUAUAUGAGAGUGGUUGGCAUUCAGUUGCCCACAUUGUCUCCAACAAUGCUGUUGUUGACCUAAUUGUUUAUUUUUGAUUUUUGGUGUAAUAAAUAGACGUGUCAAAUUUUUCCAACCGAACUCCCUCCAUGUUUUAGAACUUGUUGAUGUAUGUUGGGUCUUGAGCAUGGUCUGCCAAUCACUCUCAGAUAAUUCAAUGUCGAGUUCCUUUUCCCAUUUCUCUUUUAUAUACAUUGUGUUUUUUCCCUGUUGCUUCAACAAACCUUUGUAUAGCUUUGAGACAAUUCUUAAGGGGGUUUGCUUGAACGCGCCUGUUAAUAUUUCGAUCACAUCAUUCCCCUCCACAGAAAUUUCCCUCUUAACUUCUGUCUCAUAAAAGUGUCUUAAUUGGAAAUAUCUAUAUAGAUCUUCAUUUUCUAAUCCAAACUCAUUUUUCAGCAAUGUAAAUGAUUUGAAAUGUUGCUUAUCUAUAAGUGUACAUGUGGCUGUUAUUCCUUUGUCUCUCCACUUUUCAAAGGUCUUAUCUAACAUUCCUGGUCUGAACCUAGAGGUGCAAGAGGGCCAAAUCAACAGUUUACAAUCUCCUGUUAAUUUAUAUUUUUUCACCACCUCAUACCAUAUUUCUAAUGUUCCUCUCACAACCAAGUUUUCUCCCUUAAGGUCUCUGUAUUCUUUCCCACUUAACCUUGACUGUGGAGGUGCUUGGCCUUGGCUCAUCUCAAUGUCCUUCCAUCGGGCUUGAUAAUUCGGAGAGCACCAAUACACAACAUAUCUUAACUGUGCUGCAUAAUAAUACCCUCUUAAGUCUGGCAGUGCCAAUCCUCCAUUUUCUUUGUCUAGCUGAAGGGUCUUGAGUCUUAUCCUCGGUCUGGCUCCAGCCCAAAUGAAUCUGGAUAUUAGCUUAUCCCAUGCUGAGAAUUGUGUGUCUGGUAUUCGAACUGGGAGCGACAGAAAAAGAAACAACAACCUAGGUAGGAGGUUCAUCUUGACCACCUCAAUUCUUGAACUGAAGUCCAUUAUUAGUGUUGACCACUUUGCUACAUCUCUUUGAAUUUUAUUGUUUAUUAACUUGUAGUUUGUCUCAUAAGUUCUGUCAAGUUCCUGAGUUAUUAUCACUCCUAGGUAUUUAAUUGACCUAGCAUUCCAAUUUAAGUUAUAUUUCUUCCUGAUUUUUUUAUUUGGCUUAUAGUUAAAAGUUAAAACCUGAGUUUUAGACAUAUUUAGUUUGUAGCCUGACAUUGAUCCAUAUUCUUCUGUUAUUUUCAUAUGUAGUAUUUGUUAAGUUGUCUUUGUGCUGUAUUAACAUUGUUCUAGUUCCUAUGCAUUUACCUACAGGUUAAAAAAAGCAUUAAGUAGUAUGUAUUUGAUAAUCAAUCAAUCAGUUUUUAUUCAUGUAGUGUCAAAUCACAACUAUUGUUUUCUGAUAAUGCUAAAUUGAUUGUGACACCUGGGAGCCGAGUGGAAGACAGAAACACUCCAGCUGUACCGUCUUCUUCAAGUUCAAGUUUCAAGUUUCAAGUUACUUAUCGUUAUUGUUGAACAAAGUUAACAACGAAAUUUGUAUGGAGCAUCCCCAUCACCACUGCAUUCUGAGCAUCUUAAGUAAAUUAGGUAAAUAAAGGAAACCUGAAAACUAUUUUUUCUUAUUUUUCCAAAACAUGCUUAAAUAUACUAUGAUCUAUUCAACACUAGCAGGUAUGUAUUUGUAUGUGUAGCACUGAUGAGUUAAUCUAAGAUGUAGUGUCUCUAGUAAUGAGUCAGUUCCUGUUUGGUUGUGUGUAUCAAAUGAAUAAUGUAUGACUAAGUAUGUGAUAGUGUGUGUCAUUUUCUUUGUUGGUUUGUUGAAGGUUAAAAAAGUAACUCAGUCUUUCUGUGUCAGCAUUAGUCUUUAAUCUAUCCCCUGAUGAGUUAAUAAGAGGAACAAUGGGUUCUUGUGUUUGUUGUCUGUGUUUAAUUGGAAUGUGCCACAUAAAGCUUUUGUACAGCUAUAGACCCUGGAAUAGAAAAGACAUGCGCACCCUCGACAUCCAGAAAAGUACUUCAAGUCUGAAGAUUUUAAAUGAGGUUUUGAGAAUAAAAUUAUGCAUUCCUGAAAAAAGGCAUCAAAUUACCAGAUUAAAGUCACAAAAGUGUUAUUUUAUGAGAAAUUACAAGCUACAAUCGACCUUUAAAGGUUAAACAACAUGAACUGUCUGAUGUAGUAGAGUCAACGUUAAAGCAAUAAUUUUGGUCAUUUUUUAAAUUAUUUUUUAUUUAUUUAUUUUUUUUAAAGGAAAGCAUAAAAUAUUAAAUGUAAAAUUAAAGAUAAAUAAAUGUUACUUCCUGCAUGAAGCUUACAUUGUAGUAAGAUUUGAUGUUUUUUAAAGGUAAUUCUCAAAUUUUCAAAUUCCAAUUUUCUAUCUGGCGGCUUAAUACUUUGUCAUUCACAGCGUGGCAGAUAGCACAGAUUUUUUUUUGAAUACAGAAGUGCUGUUGGCUACGAGGUUUAAGCAUGCUCCACAUGGACAGAGGCUUUAGUUCUGCUUGAUAGACUCUGGGCCAUGACCCACUCUCCUCUACUCUCUGCUUCCCGCAUUUCCUGUAAAUCUUCAGCUGUCCUUUUGAUUAUUACAAAAAUACCCAAAAAGAAACUUUGGGGAAAUGGAUUCUUUAAAUACUUUUGCAGGAAAAGAAGAGUCUUGUUCACAAAUGUAGCUACACAGUAAACCACAGUGACAUAUUUCAUACAUUUCCCUCUACAGUUCACAAGACAAACAUACAUACAUAAACCGCCUUACAGAUUGACUUCAUUCUUCAAAUUCAUGUGAGUCCUGUCUUUCAUCAUCUUUGUACUUUGAGGCGUUCUUGAGUUGACUCUUCCCUUUCUUGUAUUCAGCUGUAUUUUGAGUGUGCACAUACCAUGUUGGGCAGAGUCCCCGCUAACAAGAAACAUCUGGCAAUAACUUUCUACAAAAGCAGGAAGAUGAAGUGCAAACACAUCGUGAAACUGACAGAUAAGGAAAAUUUGAUGAGUGAGGCUUGGUUUGGAUACUUGACAAGAUAACAUAAUCAUCAUUUGUCAUUUGCUCCACAGACACCAUCCUAGGGCCGGAAAAGUUUGAAGGCAUAGCCAACUUCAGCACCUUCCUAUUGGAUCGCUCAUCAGGAAUGCUGUUCCUUGGUUCCAGGGAUGCUAUACUGGCUGUAGACACGUAUAAACUGAACCAAAAACCCCAAAAGGUAGGUUUACAUCACUCUCUUUUUUAAUGGCCUUGAUUUGUCACUUAGUGCCCUCUUGUUGGCUGAAAUUUGUUAUCAACUAAUUGAACUAAACCUGAACAGAAAAUCAGAGACACAGUUUACACGUUUGCAGAUUAACUUUUAAAACAGUUUACCAAUAAGAUAGAUUGCAUUCAAAGUGUUGUGUUUUAUAUUGUGUGAGAGCCCGCAAGCAAACAUAUUAAACAAUGCGCUUCAAUAUAUAUAAAUAUUUUUACUUUGGAUUACAUUUUUUUUUCCAUCCUUUUUUCAAUCAUCCAACAUCAGAGGCAAAUGUUAUACCUUAUAUUUUACCAUAUAUUUUUCCCAUACAAAAAAAAAGAUGCCCUGGGAUAAUGAGGUAGACUGUGAUCUCAAUUAAGUUUUUUUUUUUUUUUUUUGGUCAUAAAUUAUGUACCUUUUGACUUUGAGGUGUUUUUUUUUAAUGAGCCCAUUUUUUAAUAAUAGAUGAUUAAGGUUUUCUGUGGACUCUCACAGAUUUAAUUACAGUGUUCUUCUGAUUUACUAACGAAUUUGUGUUUGGAUCUUUCCUCUUGUUCAGAUUAUUUGGGAUGUGCCUGAGGAGAAGAGGAGGUCAUGUGUGGCAAAAGGAAAGACUGAGGUGAGAGCACAAAACCUCGAUCACUUUAAAUAUUUUUCUGAAAAUGGAAAUCUUGUCUGUUAACUGGUAGAACAGGUUUUUGUUUAUGCCCAUUAGUGCUUAAAUACUAUAUUUUAUACAGUUUUUAGGUCCAGGAACUGCACAGAGCCAUGUUGUGUGUCAAAUUUCAGAUAUGAGUCACUGAAUAUUGAUUUAAUUCCACUCUGCAUGAAUAUUGAAAGCUAGGACUUGAAAAGGUUAAAAGAGGAUAAAAAGGACUUUGAUACAGUCGAAACAUUUCCUGUAAAUGCCAUGGCCAUGAUGUUUAAUGUAACUGAGCUUACUAAACUGAAAAAUGGUUCGAGAAAUACAUGGAUCAGAGUGCAUUUGUGUCUGUCUGUGUGUGUGUGUUUGUGAUGUGAGAAGUAGGGGUGGGGGUUGCGGGUUUGUGUGUGUGUGUGUGUGUGUGUGUGUGGCUUUACCAUAACCUGGUGAUGUUAGGCUUUGGAUCGGAGUUCUGGGACUCAUGCCAAGAUUUGUCAGGGUUGUGCGUGGGUGGGUGUCUUUUUUCCGCUCACUGAGAGACAGAAAGUGAGUAAGAGUAAGUGAGGCAAAAUGUGACAUCACAGAUGUCAGCCAACUGUCUAGUCUAGAAACUGAUAAAUAGAGCAUACUGUGCACUCCAGUUGAAUAUCUCAUUAUGCUUCAACUAUAAUUAACCAAAAACCAUUGACUUCCAGCCUACUGCACAUGUUGAAUUACUUCAUUUUUCAUAAAUUUAACUAUAUUAUAUUAAUGAGAAAAAAACAGAUAAUAGGUAGAGCAUUUCAUUGGUAAAAGCAGAUACCAGAUUAUAAUCAAGUUCGUUCGAGACAUAGGCCUACUAUCAUUCAGUGCCCUGAUGGCGUUAGGAAUGAAUGAGUUUUUGAAGAGGUUAACGAACUCACUGUUUAAGAGAAUUGAGAGAAAAGAAAAGAAAAAGGGCAGAAAAGAGAAAGUAUAUUAUUGCUAUUGUUGUUCUGGCAAAUUGGUUCUCUAGAGCCCCGUGGUGGUUUUUGAAAAUCCAGUCCCUGUAGUUUCACCCUGGAUGGGUUUUUCUUACACAUACAGUAUUUGGCUUCUUAAAAAGUGUCUCUUGACAUUGUGGUUAAAUGUCAACUGGAGGUCUGUGUAUAAAAAAAAUGACCAGAAUCACCUCUUUUUAAACCAUUUGCAGGCAUCUUUUGACAAAUUUUCUUCUCAUACAGUGUUCAUCCCCCCCUGUGAACAAACACGUUUACAAGAGACCCGAACAAAGAAAAUUUAAGAGUUCCCUAAAGUCUGCUGUUUCGUCAGUAGACAGAAACUAUUUUUUUCCUCUAUUAUGCAUGUUCCAAUCCGACCUAAACUCAUAAUUCAUAAUGGAGGACAAAACCAGAACCCAUUCAUGUGGUAAUAUUUCAUCCAAGUUACAAUGCCUCCUUUCUGCAUCAUCAUAACACAUCAUGUUGAAGUUGAUCUUCAGGUGUUUCAAAAACUGAGCUUUUGUUGGAGGGAGUGAUCAGUAAAGAGUGUCAAAGAUUAACUUCGACAUGAUGUCUUGACAUUGAAUUUCACUUUGUGAUGUUUUCUCUUAAAAUUAGCUUUAUAAAUAAAUUCAAUUAUUGGCUACUACUGUUAUCAAAGUAAACAACAGUGAGCACAGGAGCACCACAAGGUUCUGUACUGAGCCCUUUACUGUUCAUGCUGCUGGUGCAUGUCUGUUCUGCUAGUGUCAAUACUAACUAUAUCAUAAAGUUUUCAACGACACUAUAGUCAUCGGCCUCAUCACAAACAGCUCUGUUUUUCAGCUUAAGUACUUUUAGAGCUUUUAACAAUUGCUUUUGCACUGGAUUACUGAAUGGUGGAUAUAUGAAACACAUUCUUGUUUUCAUGUGAAGCAUAGAAAUGACAGAGGAAUAAAGGAAUUGAUUGUGCUUGCUUUACAAAAACAGAAGUAAAAAAUUCAAACUACCGGCAGAUUGGAGAAACCUUGGUCUUGGUCACACUUUUGGUACACUUUUUUCCAUGAAACAAAUCAGUGCGAUACAGCUGCUUUUCACACCAUCAACGUUAAGCACAAUACAGUGUGAGUAACACCUAGAGACUUCCUGCGGCCUGUAAAUUACUCAAAUUUCCUGACGAAUCCGAUUAAAAUGUAAAGGUGCUGCAGGUUGUAUGUGGGGGCAGCAUCACUUUGCACAGCCCACAUCCUGCCAGAAAGAUUUAUUAACAAAGAUGGCGUCGACCAUAACAUAGUACCAUAGUAAACAGCACAGAUGAUGUGCAUUAAAAUCAUUAGAAAAUACAUUGCUGGUUUAUAACUUUAUUUCACACCAUAUUCAUAAGCAGUUUUGUAUGAGCAUUUGUUUGUAUUUGACCCAACCCCAGCUUCUUUCUCUUUUGUAUUUAAUCGUCUAAGAAAUUGAUUUUAAAGUGUCUUUGCAAGUGACCUGUAGUUACCAGUUAAGUGCUGAAUAAUCUUUUGGUUCUUUACAGAAUCGUAACAUAAUGCACUUUGUGUGGAAACAAUACCCGAAUGCGCACAAAAGCCAUUCCUAAAAUGAACCUGCUUAUGAUCAUUUGGUUGGUCUUUAUUGUUGAAUGUGUCUCCCUCUGCAGGUCGACUGCAACAAUUACAUACGUCUGCUGGAGUUUCUCGGUGAUGGACGCGUCUACGUGUGUGGCACCUAUGCCUUUGACCCUCAGUGUGCUUUCCUGGUUAGUAUGAGAGUUUGUGUUUGAUUUGUACUUAAUGUUUUAUUGUUCAAAUUGAGAAAGACAUCAAGAAGAGGUCUGCCAGAGGAUCGAAUGACACACCAAUGAUCACGCAUAUGUAUGCACCAACAUUAGGUGCUUUGACAGUAUGUUGACUCAGACAUGCUUUUUCUAUUGUCUGCAUGGAAAUAUUUUUAUUUCGAUUGGUGUGAACAUCCCCGUCUUUCUGUGGCUAAACUACAUAAUGUCCUCUAAGAAAAGUGCCGGUCAACCGUCGUAAGUAUUUUAUUGAAUCAGUCAAAGGCACCUUGAACACUAAAUUCACUCAAGCUUUUAGCAGUGACAAAAGUCAAGUAAACAGUCAUUUACAGCUGACAACAUGUUUUUGUUUCUUAAACCCAAAAAACUUUGAGGAUAAUAGAAAAAUAUUAAGGCCAUAUCAAAAUACUCAUUUAUACACUGUCUGUUUUUUCAUUUGGUAGUUAUGUGUUGCACUUGGAGUUUUAAUGUCUCUUUCUCUUUGGAUGUCCUCCUACAGGAGCUCGCCUCAUUCACCCUAGAGAAAACUGAAGAUGGAGGCGUAAAGAUGGAGACAGGGAAGGGCAAGUGUCCAUUUGAGCCCAGUCAGCACUACACAGCUGUUAUGGCAGGUGGGACAAUAAAGCUGAAUGUGUCACUGAUUAAAAGUUGGUUUAUUUUUGGUUGUAUGACCCCAGAUGGCUGUUAAACAUGAUUCUGGUUGUGCUCAUGAAAAUAAAGUUUUUCCUUAUAACUUGUUAAAAGCUGUAAGGUGCCCUGCUCAUGGUGGAUUAAUACAGUAUGAAAGUACGGAUUUUGGCCAUGGAUAGUUGUUUUAUAUAAUAAAAAGACUUGUCAUGAUGUAUGCUGAUCAUUUCCUUGAUAAAAGCAAAGAAAGCAGACUAAAUCGUGGUUGUUCAUUUUUGUCUCAGUGUAUGUCACUUUUAGUGACUGGGGCCAGGAUCCCCCACUUGAAAAAAAAUUGAACUAUCCCUUUGGUAUCUGUAUAUUCAUUGUCUGUAUAAUGAGGCUAUAGACCCACUCCAAAGUAUGAUUUUCUAUUCAUUUUUUAUUGUAAUUUUACACUUCGUAAUCAAACAUGUCUGAUAAAUCAUAUUCCUUUUUUGUGUAGGUGGUACCCUAUACACAGCAGCCACGAGUAACUUCCUAGGGACACUGUUUGAUAUCUCCCGAGCAACGGGCCCUGAGCAGGAGCGUAUCAGAACUGAACGAUCCAUCAACUGGCUCAGUGGUGAGACACAAAGUGCCCUAUCACACACCCAUCUCCAUGUGUUUUGGUUUAUAGUGCAAGAGUCAUUGUUAUUUUCCAUCUGUCACACAAGUAUACUGUGUGCUAGUAGUGGCGGUCCUUCAUCUGAUCCCAAAUGUCACAUAAUUUUAUAACAAAAACUUAAAAACAAACAAAAAAAACAUAAUUGUCUGUGUGUGCCUUUGACAGACCCAGAGUUCGUGAGCUCAGCUUUCAUCGAGCAAACUCCAGACAGCAACCCAACAGGAGAUGAUGACAAAAUUUACUUCUUUUUUACUGAGGUAGCCAAAGAGUAUGACCUGUACACCAAAGUCAAAGUGCCCAGAGUGGCAAGAGUCUGCAAGGUAACUUCACUCUUAAUUUGAAUUAACAAGUGAAUUGUUUAUUUACACUUAUUUAUUAAAACCUCUCAUACAAAAAUCUGCCCACUAACUUAUCUUUUUCCCAUCUGUACAGUCGGAUGUUGGAGGGAUGAAGACUCUGCAGCGACGUUGGACCACCUUCCUCAAGGCUGAGCUGGUGUGUGAGGACAAACCUAGUGGUCAACGCUACAACAUCUUAACUGAUGUUUUUACCACUCAGCACACACCGGGCGACCCCAGUAGCACACACUUCUAUGGGCUGUUCACCUCCCAGUGGUAGGUUCAAAUGAAACACUGAAAAAUAAAAGUACAAACCAUUUUGUUUGGUACGUUUAAGUUACGAUGUAUUUAAAGUUUGAUUUAAAGAUUAAAAUUUCCACAUUUUCAUUCCUUUUAUUCUCCACAUUAUAACACCAUAACUUGUAUUGUUCUAGCCUAAAAUGGAUCAUAUAACUCAGCAUAUACUAUUGAAAUUUAGUUGAUAUGUUACAACACAUGACAGAGUGGGUGGUGGUAACACACCUCUGAGCUGGUUGGACAACAAAAAACAGCAUAUAUUUUAUAUCGAAUUAUGACAUGAUGAGUCUUUUGUUUUAACAUGAUAACUUAGCACCUUAUAACAUGCUUAAUUUAGUGUUAUGACAUUAAUCAAGUUACAUAUCACCUAAAAUACAUAGUUUUGACUGUAAACCAAUACCUUCUGUUGUCUUGUGUCCUCAGUUUAAAAUGGGAAUACUAAGCCCUAAUUUCCCCGUUUUUUUCAGGGAGCGUGAAGAGUUAUCAGCAGUGUGUGUUUUCAGUUUAUCUGACAUUAGCAAAGUGUUAGAUGGUCCCUUUAAAGAGCUGAAGAAAACCUGUGAAAACUGGAUCAAUCCUGAACCUGUUCCCACACCAAGGCCUGGUCAGGUACUGAACAGUAAAACUACAUGUUUUCAACUCUCCUCUCAAUAUAGAGUAGUUUUUUUAUUUGUUAAACUCCGUGUGAAUGACUAUUUUUCCCUCUUUCACAUAUAUUUUUAGUGUCUGAACCAUGCUUUGAAGGCUGAGGGGUAUGAGUCUUCCCUUAAACUCCCUGAUAAGGUGCUGACAUUUGUCAGAGACCACCCACUGAUGGAGAACAGUGUCACUGCAGCACCUUUACUGGUUCGUAAGGGAAUCACAUACACCAAACUAGCUGUAACACAAACAGGCACCGGAGAAGAGCUGAAAGGAGCGGUGCUGCACCUUGGAACAGGUGAGAACACAAGAGUGGGAUAAUAUCGAUGUAGAGAGAUCAACUUGAAGUAAUUGUCAAAGUAAGACAACAAAAGAGAAUUUGGGAAACAAAGAAAGGAUUUGGCAGAUGUAAAAAUGUAUAUCCAAAUACUGUCAAAUACCUACUAUUGGAUUUUUGAAGGGAAGAAAACAAAGUUGUGUAUAUAAAAGAAAAAUAUAAUUUGAAUACAAGUUUUUUUGUAAUCAAUAUUAAAUAUGUGUGUUUGUCAAGACCGUGGAGAGCUCCACCGGGUGGCAGUGGUGGGCCAGAACACCACCUUACUCCAGGAGGUUGCUUUGUUCACCUCACAAGAGCCUGUUAACAAUAUACUACUGCACCAGGUAGACUCCUUUGGCAUUUGACACAUCCCACAAUGCAAGUAUACUAAAUCACCACAUAAGAGUAUCCCAGAUGUUGCUCAGUGACUCUGUUCUGGUUCUCUGUUUUUCUAGGGCAAGGCUCUGGUGGGCAGUCCUCUGUCUCUGGCUAGUGUCCAGGCUGAGGGCUGUGCUUUAUAUCCCAGCUGUCAGGUGUGCGCCAGAGCCAGAGGACUGGGCUGUGUGUGGAGCACAGUUGAGGAAGUCUGCAGGCCUACAACAGCAAAGUGAGUACAAUAAUAUUACAAUUAAAAAAAGGAUUAAAAUAAAUUAUAAAAGGGGGGAUGACAAAGUUAUUGUUGUUAUCCUGACCUAUUUGUGUUCAUUAAGUAAAAUCAUGUUGGGUUUUUGCUGCAAAUAUCAGCCGUUAAAAUAUUUAGGUAAUACAAAAGUAUGUUGUUAUGUGGAAAAGUGUGUGUUAUCUGAACAUUCGAUAAAAGUUAUCAGUAAAAAACUAUAUGUUUGGGACUUUAGACUAUACCAACUAAUGAUAAAGAACUAGAAAUACAUCAGUGUUGUUUUCACCAACGAAAUAUUUUCAUCAACGUCAUUGCCAACGAAAACAGCACUGAAAUGCACACACCUGUAAGUUCUCUGUUCCUUUUAAAACAAUAAUACAAAUGUGUGGGUCUAUUUUGUGUGCUAUCCAGUCCUGGUCCCGGUGAUAUAGUGGAUGAUGCCUUAAGAAAAUGUGACAACGAAGAUGGUAAGUGUGCGACAAAAUUUAAAAAAUUAUCCCCUGUACAUUGUGAUUUUUGAUAUAAAAUUUUUGACUUCCUGUUUUUUUUUUCUACCUCAGGACGCUGCAACCCAGCCAUCAGGGAACUUCGAGUUUCUAUUGGCCUGCGUCUUUUGUUGCCGUGCACCCAGCUGUCUCCCAGGCCCUGUAGCUGGGAGCACCCUCCACACAGACAUACCAGGCAACACAACUCUGACCUGGAGGUGACAGUGACUGAUGACAGCCUUGGAAGAUACGUCUGCACAUGCCAGGUUAAAACAUUCAAUAUACCAAGUCAUAAUUCCACAACUGCUUUGUGAAUGUAUGAAUAUAAGACUUUUAUUGAUUUUAUUUUGUGCGUCAUGUAACUCCACUUUAGGAGGCAGGACCAGGUAUCAGAGAUCCCACCCCCUGUCGUAGGGCAGCCUACCAGCUUUCCCUUGAAGGUCCAAGUAUUGGAGGAACCAUUGCAACAGCAGGGGGUCGUCAUGUCUUGGCCAUCUACAUCCUUUUCUUCUGCGGGGGUUUAGUGUUUGGCAUAUGUCUCCUGUACUUUGCUACCCGUAGGCGCAGUAUUGGCCACAAGGGUAAUCACCUGCCGGACAAUUCCCUAUCUUCAGAGAAAGGACGAGACUUGCUGGGCUCUUCAGCCACACCACAGUCGCCUAGCAGUGCCAGCCUGCUGUCAGAGGGAUUCAGACUGACGGAAAAACGUAACGGUACUGCAACCUCAAACACAUCGACAACACUCCUCAGCAAUAAUGGUAAUGGUGGCGCAGUGAUUCACAACAAACCAAGCAAUGGCCACGGAAAUUCCCUGUAUGCUAACUGCAACACAAGUAACAGCGGGCUGAAGUUCACCUCUGAAAUAUUAACUGCAAACCUGCUCGAUGGAAGAACAGAGGAGCGGAAGAGAGGGAGGCCGAAGAGGAUAGAGAGGGAGUCAGGGGAUGGGGGUGAAGCUGAUGACGGGCUGGAAGAUGGAAUGGGAGAUGCGAUGAAAGGACUAGUGGAAGACUUAGCCAGCUUCCCCAUGUUUAAAUCACCAGCACCACUGGCUCAAUGUGAAGAAAGUUCAAUAUGAAAUGGUGAUAUAAAUGUACAACCGAUUGCAUCAAUUUGCAUCUCCCAAAUAAACUGGACGCUGCUGGGAUGUGUGCAGAAGAGCUCCCUGCAAAUGCCUUUGAAUGGGAGAUGUGGCAUGAAGACAGACUACAAAGAUGUACGUGGAAUAUACAGUUUAAGUGUACGUUUAAGUGUGUGGGGAAGAAAUGCAAGACAGAAAGCCUUUUCUAUCAUUGUGAAUCACUCAGGAGGAACCACAGCUAAAUAAAUACGAAACAUGCACCUAUAAAACAUGUUUAUGAGCAGUCUGAACUCGACUGUGGACAAAGAGUUACGUGUAAUGCACGAAUAAAUAGUGCAAAGAAUCAAAAAUGAAGUGUCUUCGUAUAUAGACCUGGAAAAGCCAUAUUGUUGUUGAUCUUAACUUAUGUUGUUGUUCUCUUCUCAUGAAGGAAGUUGCUGUCAUUAUUUAUAUCUCAUCGCUUUGACACACUACUUAACUCCCAGUUACUGACUGGCUGAAAAAGCACUAAAUGACUGCUGCACUACAGACUGUCCGGUGAGAGUGUUCCCUGGUUUUACACUAAAACAAAGAGAUGACACUGUAAGGAACUAGAGGACCAGAACUAGACUGUGUGUCCCUUAGAUGGACUGCUGCACCAGCAUGAGCUGUCCCUGCCAAGAGGAUGUUGGAUUGUCUCAUUGUCCAUCUUAAAACGCACAACAGGUGUAUGUAAAUGACAGCUGCCAUCAAGGCAAAGCUAGGCAGAAGGCAAAUGAUUUUUUUCAACAGGAUGUGAAAAUCAUUCCAGCCUCACAGUAUGAAACAAACCACACAUAAAGACACUAGCGCAUCGUUUUGUGAGUGUGGAUUUUAACAUGUAAAUGUAUUGAUUUUGUCAUAUUGUUUUGUAAUAAAGCCUUCAAAACUUGCUGUCAGCCUGGUAUUGCUUUCCGUAAGACAGUGAUCAAAAUAUGAGUUUGAGGAAGUGAAGGGAUGUCAGGAUGUGACCCUUUUGUUACAUAAAUUAAACAAAUAAUGCGUGGAUAAUGAUGCUGAACUUUGCACCACAUUCACCUACAGUUGUGAUUUAGUUUUGAUUCCACCUUAAAUAAAAAAAAGCACGGUUUUGACCACUGGAUGGAAGUGUUCAUCUUAACAAUAGCCCAUGUUACAACAGAUUCUGCACAUCAUACCUGUUUUGAGGUCAGUU